GGAAGUUGCUGCCGCAGACAGCAGCAGCAGCAGUGAUUCGGCAGCGCAGGGCAACGGGAGAAAAUCUGUCCGUUUUAAACCAUGGCGACGCACUAAACGAUGCCUUUCGCAGAGGAAAACGGAGAGUAAGUAGUUCUAUCUUAAUAACACGCCUGCUGCCCGAUACUGCGUGACAUCCUCUUAAAUUGUGGGAUAAAUAUGAAGAAAAGCUGGAGGAGGCAACAAUGGGACUGUGUAUGUUUCAGACUGACUGGCUAGGUUAGCUAGCCAGGAGCCUGGGCAGUCAGCUGGCACUCUGAACUGGCAACAUGCAGGUUUAAAGCUACUGUACUGGCUCCCUGUGAUGACUGUGUAUCAACUUUAAAAACCCCUAUGCUCAGCGGCCUUUGAGGGGCGAAAACUGUUUCAUUUGGCACUUAAAGAGUCGCGAAUUGUUGUUAAAAGCUUGUUAUAACUAAAUGAAAUUGGGUUUGUGUUGAUGGGCUGGUGAGCUAGUUUUCUGCCAAAAUUAAACAACCGGCGAGGAUUAUUUUUAGCUCAAUUUGUAUGCAAAAUCUCCUCGCCAUUAUGUUUUCAUUACCUUAAUGCAGACAGCUCCAGAGAGGAAUGAUAAGUUACUCUCCUGGGAAAAAGAAGCUGCGCAUGAAGUUGGAAGUGUGGUUAUUUCCUGCUAUUCCCAGCUUGCAAAGUAUGCUGUAGCUGUCACUGAGUUGUCUCCCUCUGCUAACAUCUGAUAUACUCAUUAGGACAUGCAUGCAUACAUCCAUAUUUAGAGUGUCAGUCGUCUUCACGUGUGAUACAGAUGUUGUGCAGCCUCCCUGCUCCCCCAGCCCGUCUGCAAAUAACACCUCCUAAUAUAACGAGGGAGGGAAAGUGUUUCCACCUGCAAAGGCAAGUGUUAAAGGUGAUAACAAAAGGUUGACGUCACCGGGCUCAUCCUGAUCCUGCUGCACAACCUCGACCACUGAGGAGGAGGUGGAGGAAGAGGAGGAGGAGUAGUUUCAGAGGAGCUUUUUCUUCUUUUGCCAUAACGUCUAAUGGUUCGUGUCUGGAAGGAAGGAAAGGGCUUAUCUCUGAUCAAAUUUCGGGUAUCCUAAGGGCACACUUAACUAAUGGGAUCCUAUCGAUGUUUCUCCCCCCUCUAAGCCUGAUCUUUACACGGAGGAAUGUUAAUGUUGCCACAGCCUGUGUCUGUUGUCUUAGGCUGCUCUGUGUCUGGCUUUAUGUUGGUACUUUAAUGUCAUGGAGCUGGAUGGAUAUGAUUCAAAAACUCUACCUAUGUGACUGACUGACCGGACUAUGGAAGUGACCAGGUUAACUCUGCACAUGGUAAGAUGAUGGAAAUGCCCUCUUUUGUAGAGUCAAGUCUGUUGUGUCUUUACUUUCUUCAUGGAUGUUUUGUAGCUAUAAAUGCUGAGACUGUUUUUCAUUCAUGACAGCAGGGAGGAUGUGCUAAGUGAUAUCCUGUGCUUACUCUAACAAAAGCCUGACACUACUCGCCCAAAAGUGCAGUUUAGCAAUGUAGCUUUCUUCCCCUUACAUUUCCAAAGAGCAGAUAAUUAAAUUUCAGACCGUGUUGUCUGGGAAACUCGGGCCCUGAGACUCUUUGCAAUUAUCGUGUAGAAGGAGGAACCCUUUUUGCAUCGGGGUGCAACGUUUCCCAGCACAAUGAAGAUUAAUUAGGUCUUGGAAACAAAUGACUGUAAGGCCUCUCCCCAUCUGUAAAAUGCAGGUCGACUGUAGUGACAGCAAUCAGCAGAUACUUUCAUGCCAGUGAGAGCAUAUUUGUGGAUUUUGCAGGAGUUUUAAUCUUAGUUUUUUUUUAGGGGGGGCAAAGCUUGACUUUCUGGCUGUGUGCUUAUUAACUUCUGUCCAAAUCUGAGAAUGAUUUGUGUGUUUUCUGUUCGUUAUAAGAGAAGCAGAUGAGCCUGAAUGUCAGGAGUGCCUGGUUUAUUAGUUCAUGUCAUGCUGGUCAGCUUUGUAGAAAAUUACAACCUUCCCUCAAAUUGAAACACCACUUGAACGCAUGUGUUAAUUAGAUCUCUGCGUGGCUUUUCAAAGUGUCUCUCCUCCUCUGCCCGUGAGUCAUGUGCUGACUCUUUGACCUGCCACUGCAAACCCUGAGGCUGUGCUGAGGGCAGACUGACAGAAAAGCAAGUUUGCCUUGUUUUCUUUUUUCCCCCCAGCCAACCACUGACAAAUCUAUUGGAACAUAUUGAUUUACAUUGUGGGCAGAGGAAGGUAAUUUCCUUGAAAAUACUUGUGUAGCAUCUUGACUGCCGUAGCCUCUCAAGCUGGACUCGCCUGUAGACAAGGUUAAACUAUUGCAGGAAAAAAAACAAACGUAUUGUGGAGAAGUUAGACACCUACGGUUUUAGGCUUACUUAAGGGAACGCUUUAAAGUAGUGAGUAGAGUCCAGUGUGAAUGUGAUAUGGACACCCACGCAGUUUUCCACUUAAACUCUCAAACUUUAUUCUUGUAAGCAAAUGGCAUUAAAGAGGUUGCGGCUCUCUCUCUGAAUUCAGGAUGUUUUGUGUUGUAAAAAAAGAUUCUCCACGUGACAUCCAAACAAUCUGAUUCCCAACAUUAGGCUCGUCUCAGACAGCAGUAAUAAGAGGAUAACAUCAAAGCCUUGCUUUAUUUCUUCGAGACUUCAGAGCCAGACUAUGAAUAACAGAUCACAAGGUACAAAGAGUCAACCAGAAAACUUGAGCAGCUUUUAUGUUUCAGCUGUUUUUUGGGGGGGGAUUCACAGGGAGCUCAUUAAAAUACAUUGAUUAGUAACAGUCCUGAUUCUGUGAUUGUUGACUGUGAAGCAGCUCGGCUAACCAGUGUAUUUUUUUUAUGCAAUGAUUUUCUGUGCUGGAGCGAGCCACUUGGCUGAGGCUCAUUUUGGUUUAUCCAAAGCCAGUCAUUUGAUGUAGAAUUUUAGAGACGGUACUUGAAUUGGAAAUGUGUAACCACACGCUUAUCCCAAUGCAAUACAUUUGUUUCUUUCAUAUUCCAGCGGGGGUCUGUGUAUGUUAAAUCUCCUGCAGGUGUCUGUGAAUUUUAUGUGCAUGGCUGAUUUUUAUUUUCCUCGCUCUGGUCGUUUCAGAUGCAUUUGUUGAAUAUAAUCCAUUUGCUAAAUGAGGCUGCCUCCCCUGUGCAGAGAUUUUCCAGGUACCAGCCGGCUCCACCUUUUCAGUUGUGCAGUCACCGGGGCAGCUGUCAGCCCACACUCGCCCACUCAGCCACCCACCACUCAGAGAGAGUCUCUCUGAGGCCACCCCGAUGUCUUCUCAGCUGUGUGAAUGCGGUUUCAGAGCGGGAGCAGAUGUUUGGUCGCCUUUGUGUGAGUGGGCAAAGUCAGGGGACCCAGUGUGAGGGUCAAAUGCAGGUCAGACUGGGAGUAAAGAACGAUGGCCACAUGAUACAUCCAGAUCAGGUGUUUGGGACAUCAUGGGCGACUUCUGGAUACCUCUGAGAACAAGGGACUGACCUGCAGGGCUCAGACUGUGGGUCAGCUGUUACAUGGUAUUUAGUUUGGUUCACAUGGGUUGAUUCAUGUUGUGCCAAAUUACUACAGGCAGAAAGGCUGGUUACAAGACACAAUUUGUGUCUUUGUUGGCCACAUUUUUUGUGGUCUUCCUGUUUUUUCUAUUUUGUACGGAAUGCAUGUUUGGCCAGGGCCAGACUACAAAACUUGUAAGAUCUUGGCUGAUUUGAAAAAUGAAUUUUAUCAGGUUGCAGAAGAAAAAGUAAAACUCAAUCUUGCAGACAUAUGAAAAAUAUGCAGACGCUGCAAAAAUAACGUUGCGUUGUUGGGGGCCAUGGGUUGUUUACUAAGAUAGAGAUACAUCUCCACCUCCCCCCACUGUACAAAAGUAAAGUUAAAAUACCCCUGCUGUUGACUUUUGUGCUGGUAUACCACAAAGGGAAAUAAAAGAGUUAGCCAAGUUUGUUUAGUCUAGAUCCAGGGUUUUCCAUUUUAUGAAGCUGACUCUAUCCAACCUGGCUCAAUCGCCAUGGUGACUUACUGUAAACUCAUAGACUGGGCGAGAUCAGGUUAUGCUCAGACUUACAGCAUCCAGAUGUUAGACGUUUAGUUAUUGAUAAAUAACCGUUGUUGUCCUUGUCAGGUAGUGUGGAUCAUCAGUUAGUGAAUUUGUGGAGCUAAAAGUCACAUUUUUAAUCACAUGAGCCCUUGAAUGAAUUUGGGAAAUGAUAAUUUACUUUAAUUCCGUCAGUCAUGAAUUUAAUCCAUCUCCCCUUCCACUCUCAUCCUCUUUCUCUCAUUUUUAACUGCUUGCUUCCAGUUAAAUCAACAUUAUAAAUUUUAGCAGAUUAUCCAUAAAAAAAAAAAAAACUCAGUGUUUAUGAAUUACAUUGAAUAAAAUUUUUAAGUUUGGCCCUAAAAUCAUGCAGAGCCCACAUUUAACACAUUUGGUUUUCCAGCGAAGACAAAGAUGAUAAAAUCAAUUAUAUUUAUCACAGAUUAAAUCAAAUUAAAUGUCUUAACUAAUCAUGCUUCUAUUUAGCCGAAUACAGAGUAACUUCAACAUUUUUGAAGUGGAGGUGUCAAAUGUAACCUCAUUUUGUGCUUGUGUAUCAUGUAUUCACUUAUUAAAGUGAUUCGAUUAGAAAUUGAAAAUUAAUUACAGAUUAAUUAAUUUCAUUAAUCAGUAAUUGUCAGAUAUAUGUGGUUAACAGUUCUUAUAGGCAUGAUGGGAUCUAGCUUUUCUGACAGAGACUAUAUUAAGGAGGAAAAUAUCUGAUGUGUAAUUUGAUUUUAAAGUUUGAUCCAUGUCCUGUCUGUCUGCAUGGAGAGGGCAGGCUUUAUGACCUGUACUGCAGCUACUCAGUUGAGGGAGCACCUAAUCUUUUGGCUUCACUUUUGGGACGCUAUUAUUUCAUAUAUCUUUUUAUGCAGGCAAUGCUGGGGUGACCUUGAAUUGCCUCAAUUCUGUUUGAAUUUCAAACAGAAAUGGGACUGACUACAACCUGCUGUAGUUUUAAUGUACAUUCAGAAAAAAUGAAAAUCAGAGGACUUAGCCAGACUUGAUAAGAACUUUUUGAAAAGGAUAUCAAACUUUGGCUUGCCUGCUCUUCAGCUUCAUUUGGUAAUGAAAUUUUAACUGCUUGUAUGCAGCAAUAAUUUAUUUUCUAGCUAGCAUUAGUAAAUACUAUCAGUGUCUCGUACUCCUUACAGCCUUUUUUGUCAUUGGCUGAUGUGGUCUAACUGAAAAAGUACUGACCAAGUUAUAUGGUAUUAAAUAUUUUAGGCAGCACAGAUGCAUCUGUGAGCUUUCUGGGACCCAGGCUAAACAGCCAGUCGGGGCCCAACUCUGGUACUGACCAAGGCCCUAAACAAGAUUUCCCCUUUGAUUGUCAAGAGGGCUGUAUUGGGCUUUAUCAGCCCCAAACUCUUGUACUCUGAGCCUGGCCUUAGCCUGCAGAUCCAAUUAUGGCAAACAGAACUGCUCUUUCUGGCUAGUUUGCCUAAUCAGCAAACCAGAGGCCUUAAGCUGCGACUUGAUGUUACAAACACUGAAGACCAAGGGGCUCUCUAAAAUGUUUUGUCUUCAGCUUGAGGGCAAUCAGGGAGAAAUCUAAGCCACUGUGUGACAUUCACGACAUAAAGCGGAGCCGCAGCAGCAGGAGGAACCAGGCUGGGUUUAGGACAGCAUCUGUCUGAUCAGACUUGUCGGAGGCACUGGAGACGACGGGCCUGUUUAUCCACCUCCAUCUCGCAGGAACAGCACAAGUGCAGAUACUGUUAUCUGUUUAUUGCAGUAGAUAAGGCAGCCUUAAUCUGAGCUCUGACCCUCCCCUGACACCCCUAAAUACCAAACCCUGUGUAGUACGAGGUCGCCAUGCAAGCCUCAUAUCGCUCUUUAGUAAUCCUCAUAGAAGUCAUUUGCAUGUCUGUAGUGGUUGCUGCACUUUUCCAACGUCAGUGCCAACUGUACAUAUCAGGGCAUCGUUAGCCACCACCAAAGAAGAGCUCAGACUCUGACCCGGUCUGUGGGGUCAGAAAGGAUGCCACAACAAAGCAGCAGUAAAGCUGGAGGGGAUAUCAAGUGCAGGGGGAGAGAGGGAGAGUGAGCUCAAAGUGUCAUAGUUGGCGCAGACAUUAGAUAAGGCUAAGCUACCAGAGGAUUAUAGAGGGAGGAGAUGUAAAAGGCUGCCGGCUAAUUGGGCUUUAUUUUUAAUAUUUCAGAGGGUUCAUUAGAGACUAAAUUGGUGACGGAUUUCAGCUUCGGCUGUAGACCAAGAGUCUUUUUGGGACAAGCUUCGCAACCUGAAUAAAAGCAGAUAGAUCUGGUCGAGGGCUUGCCUUUGAACAGAGGUUUCAUAGUGGAGGUUUGCUUUUGUUUACCAGAAUUUUACUUUUGGUACAUUGUUUCAUUAGCCUUCUAAACUUACAUCAUUUUCAAACUAAAGGUUACGCUGAGUGUCAUGUAUUUGAGGUAUUUAAGAUCCCAAUUUUUCGUUCUCUCGCUGGAAAAUAGAAAAAUUGGAAAUGCAAAAUUUUUGCUCUUUGCAACCUUUGGCAAAACACAAUAACCUGAAGGAAGGAAACACACAGUAAUCCUCUCCAGUAUGACAAAGCAGUGAGUGUAUCUGAUUGCCCGACAGAGCAGUUGACGCUCGGAGGCUUGGUCUGGGUGUUCAGAGCCGAGCCGGGGAGGGACGGAGGCAGAGCAGAGAGAGAGCUGCCGAGGUGAGCGGCCGGUCAGCGUGCGGCUCUUUGCCAUGACCCUCCUCAGUUUAUCUCGGCUCGCACCACCUCUCCAGGCCUCGGUGUGUGGGUGUGUUUUCUCUGAGUGCGUGCAGUGUACUGGAGAUCGAGCGGUGCUCAGAAUGGGGCCCUUUAUAACCUCCUAACCCUCUGGUCCUGUUUGCAGCCAUUGUUGGCCACUGUGAAUGGUAUCUCCGUGCCUUGAAAAGUAACCAGAUGACAUUCUUCCUGUUGUUCAAAAGGGCCUGGGGUUGUGUUGUGAAAAGCGGCUGAAAGGAUAGGCUAAGACUGUGACCUUCAGAGGCUAAUCUCUGGCAUGUCAUUCAGUGCCUGUUUGAAGCAAAUGCAGACCUUUUUCUCCCUGAUAGCAAUGUACCAAGUCAAACAAGGCAGAAAUUCCUCUCAGCUUUUCAACAGCUACACUCCAGAAACAGUCAAGUUAGUUUUUUAUUGAACCUCUACUAUAAAAGGAGGGGACCAGAGGGUGUUUUGUAGCAGCUGAACUGAAUCAUUAUUCCAGACAGGCAGUGUGUCUGACACCUACAUUGUCCAAACAGUCUCUGCAGCCUGUGACUGAGCCCUCUGUACACAGACCUGUGGCAUCAGCAGCCCCUCUGUGCUGCAUGCUGAAAUACCGCCGCUGCUGUGAAAGCAGCGGGGAUGAAAUGCACUUAGUGAGACAGUAAACAUCGGCGCAGCUCUCAAACUAGCUUACGUUGUUUAUGUGUGUUCCUCUCUGGCGUAUUUGCUGUCUUCAGCUGGCUGCGUUUCCAGGAAUGUGCAGAGAUGCAGUUGUCGCUCUGCGGGGGGAUGUUGGCUGUAAUCACAGUUCAGAGUUCAUCUCUGUGGUCGGACUCGACUAAGCUGCAAUCAGGACAAGAGUCACGUUAUCCUCCUGAACUGGAAGACAACACUUUAUAUCUCUGUUACUCUGCUGUAUCUCAACAGAUUUUCUCUUAUGAAGCUUGUUGGUCUCACAAUAACACAUGCUUUGGCCCCGCUCUGAUUCUUUACCUAGAUUUGGGUAUUUGCAGAUACCAACAUGAAAAGAUGUAUCAUCUCUAUCAUUUACAGGGGUGUAUUUUUUAAGCCAAUGACAGGUAAGAGCCAGCUCCUGCUAUCUUACGCAGAUAAAACCACAUUAAUGUUCCUUUUUUAAAAUUUCGGUCAUAAAAUGAGUAGUUUAUACACACCUGAGAGUAAGACAGCCCAGGGUUUGGUGGGCAAGGGUGCUUUCUACUUAUAAUUGAUCUAUGCUAAACAAUUCUAACUUGAAUUAAUUUUUGCUGACACACAGAAACAAGUCCAGUUCUGACUCUAUUUCUUGUCAAAUUUCUCACUGCGAACUGGAGCGCUAGCACACUUUUUGUGUUUAAGUCAGCUGUCAAACUAAGUAUAACGCACGAGGCUAGCAUAAGAAAUCUAUGUGUCCGGGGUAAACUUACGUAUGUCACUUGUGUUGUUGUUGGUCAUAAUGUUGAUGUGUGUAGAGGUCACAUCAUACAGGGCAGGAAGGGACACAGAUUAGGAAAACACAGCUACCCUACCAAGUAGGGGUGGAAGAAAAAAUCGAUUCGCGUAAGUAUCGCGAUUUUUUGUUUUACAAUUUUAAAAUCGAUUUUUAUGAUCAAAAAAAAAUUUUUUUUUUUUUUUCAAAUUGAAGAAUAAAUCUUAAAAACUAACUUACAUGUAAUGUGUAUUUUUUGGGGAAAUAGGGUUCCUGGAAUGGUCAGUAGACAGUCAUUAUCAUUCAACUGUUUCACUAGUGUUAAAAAUGCAGACUAAAGAUCGAGAAAAUCGACUAUACCAUAGAAUCGCAAUUUAAAUCAAAUCAGCAUCCAAAAAAAUCAUUGAAGAAUCAAAUCGUGAGACAAGCAUAUCAUCCCAGCCCUACCACAAAGGUGUGUGAGUAAUAUUUAGUAAGAUUGAAUAAAGAAGACUUGGUAGAAAACAAAUAUGAUAUAAGUUAUUAAAUUAGGGUAAGAUAACCAUAGUGUGAAAAUUACAAAAGCACAGGAAAGACAACUAAUGACAUGAAAGUUUUUGUAUUCAGUGAGUUGAAGAGGAGAGUGGUUGUUGUGAACGAGUUUGUAUUGAUAGAUAUUUUUGAUAGUAAAAGCUCGGCCAGUGGAGGAUCACAUGUGUCUUGCAUCACAGGAGCUUCUUGUCCUGAAAGUUCACCAUUGCAGUGGGAGGGGCGAGCGAGGAAGCAUUUCAGUCAAGAAUCUGACUGCUGGAUUUAGCAAAGUCUUUCCAUUUCUCUACUCUGUAUCUCUAAUUUGUACCUGAACAUUUUACUGUUGUUGCAUGCUAGUUCAAUGAAAGCUAAUUUUCUGUUCUGCACUAGCACAGUGGUUUCUAAUAGAUACAAUGCUCUGUUUAACUGCUGUUAAGUUACUGUUUUGAUAAAGUGUAGUUCUAAAUCUACUUUCUUCCAGGUGCCGAUAGACCAGUUUAGGUGUUGCUGGAAACAUUUCUAAUCCUGGUUUCUAUAAAGUAACAAGAGCUUCAAUAAACCAGAAUUUUUAUUUACCUCCAGUCUUCAAAUGAUCUUUACAGUUUAAGAUAAUUACUGAAUAUUUGAGAGUAUAGUGAAAAAUGCACAUCAUAAUUUCCAAGGGUGACAUCUUCAGACUUCAACUUUGUCAACAGCUGUUAGAUUACUGUCAGCUCUUCAAAAUUAACAGCCUUCACAGUAUAAUAAAAUGUUUUUAUUCAGCUGUAGAGUUUUAUCUCGAAUCGUGACUCUCAAACCCCCCUUCACCAGAUGCUUUUAGUCCACACUGAGAAAGAGUCUUUACCAUUAAUGUGUUCAAGGGGAUUUGCUUUCAGCACGCUAGAAUACACUUUACCGGCAUUGAGCUUUUCUUUGUGCUCGUCUAAAUGAUCUUUGAGUGCAGGUCUUUGCUAGAGAACAGCGUUUUCUCCCUGCUUCCUGUGUCAGUGCAGUGCCACCUGUAUGGGGUUAAGAUUGGGGUCAGACCUCUUGCAGGAGUCUGUUGUCUGAGGGCCCCUUUUUCAGGAACUGCUUGUGUCGUGGACUGACAUGGAAAAGAAAAGCUGUCACAUUUUUUAGCGGCCUCUUUUUGUCAGACAUCUUUCAACGGUAAAUGAUUGGCAUAUCUCCUGCCAUUUCCCCCUUUUGUUUGCAGCCGUUGCAUUCAAGAGUUACUAACAAAAAAUUGACCAUUACGUGCUAUGUGUCGGCAGCAUGUGCAGGCAUGUGUGUGCAUGUGCACACACAUAAGAAGGCGCGGUUGUUUACAAAGGAAGCACUGAAUUAGAAAAGGAAAAUGUCAACUUUUAUCGUGCUACUGCACAAGCAUUUUGCAUUAGUCAGAAAGUAUCCCCUGAAGUGGUGUAACAUCCGCAGAAUGUGAUUGAGAUAGAGAGGGAGACGGGGUGGGGGCAGAGGAAGAAGGGUGGGCCACGAUUUGAAAGGCAUACUUGAAAGUACUCGUGUGCAAAGAGUCCUGAGGCAGGUCAUGUUGCUCUGUGACAGAGGAGCAUUCGUCUUGCCGCGUAUAUCUGACGUCCCAGGGUCUCAUUGCGAGGGUUUGCCUGCGCUGCGUGUCGGCUUUCUGUAAUUAAUAGCUAGUAGCCCCCUCGCUUCGUCAAGGGACCAGGUGUUGCUUAGAUCUGCUCCGGUGUGAAGAGACAGCAGAUCCACUGUGGUGGGUUUUACUGUUAAGAGGAGACAACCAACUUUUCUUUCUCUCAGUGUAUACAUCGCAGCUUAGUGCGUACGUAUAAACACUCAGUCUAGACAAAAAAUAGAUAUAUAAUCAUUACUCUGAAUUUAAUGGCUGUUCUGACGGAUAGCUUGUUGGUAAAAGAUACGCUUCAUUUAGUCUACUUUGUGUCAAGCACCAUUGUGCUCGUGUCCUGUGCUGUUUAGCAGAGCUCGAGGCCCUGACAGAUUGCCAUCCCGAUGGGGAGAUUUUACCCAGCCAGCACCGCCAAUGGCUCUGACACCAUCAUUAGGCUUUGAUCAGCUGCAGUCUGCGAGGGGAAGAAGAGAGAGUAAUAUUCUUGAUCUAAUUACUCGCAGACAUUUCAGGCUGUGUAAUGUGUGAUUUAACCUCUUGUCAGGGGCUAUAAAAGGAAGCUGGGUUAAUCUUCAUGGCAACCUCUCUUUCACGCAGGGGAGAGUGCUUUUAAAUUUCCUUUUCCCAGGAAGCUGGUGCUAAACCAGAACACCUCACCAUGCCAUGACUUUCACAUGAAACCUCUCAAAGCAAGAGUCGUCUGACCUUUGAAUGUUAGCAAACGCUAGUUUGAGGAAUUCAUGUGCUGUGUGCAUUUGGAGAACUGCUAGUGAGAUACAAAAAAAAAAAAAAAAGCUGUCCUUUUGACUUUUGAACACGUCCUCCAAAAUGAUUGUUCUGCAGCCCCCUUUGUUUCUCUCUCUUGUUCUUUCUCUCUUUCUUUUCCUCCCUCUUCUUCACCGCCCACACGCUGCAGCAGGAUGAGAGCAGGAGAGCCGAUUGAACAAAUAGAUUGUAAGUGGAAUUGAGGGUUUGGGUUAAUCAGUCAAACACAGUUAAACAAUUCUUUGGACAUGAAGGGAUUAGUCUUGCCUGCGUUGAGCUCAUCAGAUCCCAUUCUCCCCAGCGCUGGCCGGGCUUUAGGGGCCAAGGGCCACGGCCUCUCUGGCUCCAUGGAGAACCACACACGCACCCCUCAGCAUGCUCCAUUGCCUCUGAAUGCCCCACCACUUUCCUCUCCCUUUGUUACCCAGCACAAUUGGAAUGAUGGAUUAGCAAAUUAAAUGCAGACCUUUCUAUUCGUGGCCAUCCUUGCUCACAGUCUCAUUCACUGGAUCCUUCACAAACCGACUCUCAAAUAGUUAGCAGGCUCACUGUGCGUCCUUUAAUUCUCCCUGAAAAAUGUCUUUUUCUCCCAAAUGCUUUCAUUGACCCUUACUCACAUGACUGCUCUCUUGUAUUUUUUUUUUUUUUUUUUACAGCAAGACUCCCUGUACUCCGUCUCCCCUUUUAUCCUUUGUGAUGAUCACAGUGAUCUGAAGGUCCUGUGCCCAUGUUAUUUUAGGAGUCCACAGCCAACUUGAGCCUUCUUCGGAUCACCUGUGACACUGUCUCCUCAUUGGUCCUGAUCAGAGCACUGAUCCUUAAGACACAGAUCAAACUCUUUUAUGUGACCAAGCUGCCCUUUCAGAACAUCACAAUCCUCAGUAUUUUUCCACUGUCUAACACUGACUGACUGACUGCUGCAGUUUUGUUGUUGCUCAUUCGAAGCUUAUGUGAAGGUCUUUAUCUGAUAUGUUUUUGUAGCACGGUUUUAACCCAUAGCCCUUAUUUGUUUCUGCAGAUGCAGUGUUUUAAUCUUCAUAAUGGGGCAGCAAAGCCUCUAAUUUUCCACAUAUUCAGCACUCAUGUUUUAACUACAGAGAAAAUGAACAGUCUUUUAAACGUUUAAUCAGUAAGGAGCAAAGUACCAGUAUCUGUUUAGAUAACAGUUCAUUUAAAGCUAGUAUAGUUUUUUGUUGUUGUGCAUCUUGAAAUCCUCAAUAUUUUCACAGAGGUUGCUCCAUCAAAUGCUCUGAUGAGAAUCAGCUAAAGGUCUAAUCUACGUAGCUGCGUACAAAUCACAGUUCUGCUACCACCAUCGUUGCAUUAUGGAGGUACGAGAGGCGUGAUAUGUACACAAACAGAGCUCCGCGUGCACACACUCAGACCUGCACAUACAUAUAGCGUUGCUCUGCUUUGCGUGUGGUUUUGCCAUCUUCUUACCCUCUUGAUCCAGAUUCGUACUUCUAUGCCAUAGCUACAGUACAUCCUAUAUAUGUGUUAGAGUGUCUGCUUUGCCUAAACGCUAGCAUUUCUGUGCUAGGCUAAUCGCCACCGUCAAAAGUUUCUGGAGUCUCUGGUUGUUUGUUGGUGCCCAGGAAACCAUGGCGACUAAAUCUAAGUGUUCUAGGUUGAAGUUGGAGCAGUUGAAUGUUCACUAAUGAUACAGCUGUUAAGAAAAAAGGAGAUCCAAUAUAGUCAGUCCCGAUACAACUUUUUUUACCUCCGAUACAAUACCAAUAUUACAGCCUUCAAUAUUGGCCAAUACCAAUAUUGAUCCAAUAUGAGCACAAACUUGUGCAUGACAAUACUGCUACAUGGCCGACAUCACUCCUACUCCUUGGUACUUUGUUAGUACCUUAGUACACACUGCUGUUGUGAUCACGUGGGCUCUACAUGCUGAAUCGGGGUGCUGCUAGAUAGAGGUGCCAGAGAGGAGUCUGGAAUUAACUGCUUGUAUCGGAGUGCUGAUAUUGGAGCUUUCAGAUGCAGGCCGAUAUUAUCCGAUAUUCAAUUUUUCGCUAAUAUUGAACCAAUAUCGGAUAUCAAUAUCGUAGCGGGACCAAUGCACAGCUGAUAUAAGGUUAUCCUGGAGGUGCUGUCAAUGCAGUAAAUACAAUGCUAGGUUAUGAUCAACAUUUUGUUGUUUUGGGUAUAUCUAGAUCAGAGCUGGCAUGACCUUGCCCGAACCUUUAAGCUUCUUUUACAUAUAACAGAUAUGGUGCAAUGAGCAUCAAUAUCCCUCCUUGAACUGGCAUUGCAUGGGAGCCUUACUGUUAACUGUGGAAAUGAUAGGAUGACCUUUCCUUUCCACCUUUGCACAAUCUGUCUGCACACUCACUGAGCAUGAGCAGAAUCUGGGAUUAGGUCAAACUUGCCAGCUGAUCGCAUUUAUUGGGUUGGAUUAUUUAAAAAUAUUUAGCUGUGCCAGCGGAAUUUUCAAAGUUUCCUGACCCUUUUAAAAGUCUUUUUUAACACGUUAUAGCCUGUUAGUUGUGAGGGAACAUUUGAUUUCGUUGUCUUAUUUGAUUUUUGGUUGUUUUUGUCUAAAAGCAGUCUGAUUACAUCACAGGGAGCUGUUGAACCUUUCAAGACUUUGCAGAAGAUUAAGUUAUUAGCUAAAAAUACACAUUAGCAGGGGAGUUUCCAAAAGGGGUGUCCAGGGGUGACACAGGCCUUCCUUUAAAUCUGAUUGGACACACUUUUGCCCCGUUAGAGGCAAGACUUAUGUCCAAAUCAACCUUUAACACAGACAGCUUGAAGCUUUCUUUGCAUUCAGAGUUAUUUAGAGUUAGUACUUUCAACGUGAUUCUGAACAUAUAUCCUCUUUUAGACCUACUUUGUAUUGAGAUUUGUAGAUUUUUAUGUCACAAAACUCUGUUGUGUUGUUGUUUAAUGAUAAAAACAGAAAUAAAGUAUCUGUAUGAUAAUUUAUUCUUAGUUAAGUUGGAGGUGAUCAGAGGAAAUUAAAUUUUGAAUUGUAGAUAUGAUAUCUAAUUCUUCAUUGAAAGGGCAACUGGAUUUGCUUGAGGGAAGUUUCAAGCAAGUCCAGUUGCCCUUUCAACAAAGAAUUGGAAAACCAUGACCUGAAUGAAUGAGAGCCUACACAGACAUUUAGAUAUGGUACCAGAAAAAUGAAUGAUAUUGAUACUUGUUCCACUGUAACUGCAAAAAAAUAAAUAAAUAAAUUAAGCUACUUUUUAUGGUGCAGAAAAAGCCCUCACAGACAUCAGUGUUUUCUGACCUGAAAAUGAGAAGUGUGGAGCGUAGUGGCCGUGGUGGUGGUGGGAGGAGCAGAGAGACACAGGAUAGACAAACAAAUUCGACAUCUUGCUGCACAUUUGUGCAGGGAUGUGGACUGAUUGAUAAGUUGUCUUUUGAGAACGACUGAUGAGAUAAUCAGAAAAUAACUUCUCAUGUCCUAAUUUUGCUGCUUUGUUCAUUUUUCCAGCACUUCUCACUGCAGCUCUAUGCUGAUCAACCAUUGCUGUUUGCCGUUUAAGGCAGACAGCAUGAGAUCUAAUUUACAAUGCUGGGAAAUUUGUGAUUUAUUUCUACAUCAGAAGAUCAAUUUGUCACACUGAUUUUUUUUUAUUGACUGCCCUUGGAUAUUCAAUAGCCAGAUUUUAACUCCCUCUGCUCUUCAUUGUUUUCACUCUUUUUUGUAUUUUAAAGCUUACUCGUUAAGCACAGGUUAAACUUUGACUGUUUCUCUCCACCAGCACAGGCCUGCAUCAUCCCCUACCUCAUAAAGUGCAGUGUGUUCAUGUGUUGGAGGGGGUUCAUUGCUGUGCUCUGCAGAGACCCCAAUUAGUGGGACUAGCAGACCUCCUGAAGGUCACUCCCAGAGCUUUGGUGAGUGAACAGAAGAGGGUCAGGCCGGUCAGGAGCAGCUCUUCCCUUAGUGAGACCCUGAACUGGGCCCAGGAGCUCUCACACAAUAACCACACUUUACAAGAGCAGUUUGCAUAUUCUUCUUAUUUUUGCAUUCCACUGUGUUGGCUAAGGAUUCAGCGAAAGGUCAAGUGUCCUCAGCAGACUGUCAUAGUGUACUGUGACCAUAUCUGAGAGAUCCAUUUGUCAUUAGCUCCAAAGUCCCCCACUUCAUCAGCCCGUGUCUGGUGUCGGCUAUCUGGGCCUGAUUGAUGGCUCUGUCCUUAUUGCAGGGAACCGGGGUCGAUGGCAAAAAAUUUGCUGCUGGGUGCAUUAAUGCUGUGCUCAAUGGCAUAGACCUUUGAGCAUGCCUCAUCAGUCUUGAAUCAUUGGACGGCCGCAGGAGAUCUGUGUGAGCCGGCAUGAUGCAAGAAAGCAAGAGGAGAGAGGAAGGAGCGAUAGGAAAGAGUUUUUAUCACACAGACAAACUUUAUCAUUCAGAACUCAGUCUCUCUGGAAACAGCCAGGAGAAGUGGUUGAAUUUCUUGAGCUUGUGUUGUUAUAGGAGUCGGAAAAUGGCUAAAAAAAAUCAUCCGAGUGAUGAUGUUUUAAGAAAUCAAGCUCUUAAAAUUCCAGAGCAGGAUUCAAUCAGAAGUAACCCACCAGGGUUUGCUGUUCUUAGAAAUGUUCUACGUAACAGGUUCAAUACCAGAACUAAGUUUGAGAAAGAAAAAAAAAGUUCCUUGGAGAAUAUUUAGGACAAAAAACCCUUUUUCCUCAAAUCCGCCGAAAACCUCAAUCCACAAUAACACUCUAGCUAUGUAAAUUAGAGUCUUAUGCACAUAAUAGUUAGCAUCUGAAAAGAAUUAAAAGUCAUUUUUGGUCCAUAUUUGAAAUAUUGUUGUGCUAUAAUCAAGUUUCUGUAAACGUUUCGUGGGAAAGUCAAUUGUGAACUGGGCUUAGAUAUGCUCAGACCAAUCAUAAGACAAGUCACCCUGCAGUUAUUUAACUUGUUAAAUCCAGCCUGAGCAUCAUCCCCUGUUGAUUAUUGAACACUGCUGAUGUUUAGCCUUUAAUUGACUGUUUUUGACAGUGGGUGCUGAGCGUUGAUAAGGAAGUUUAGUUUCAUAAUGUAAUACUAUAACACACAGGAACACGACAGAGCCUUUGGUUAGCAUUGUACAAUAUUAUUCAUGGUUUAAAGAAGAUGUUGUUGCUUCUUAACUGACACUGCUACUAGGGGUGGGAGAAAAAAUGGAUACAGCAUACUAUUGCGAUAUUUUGUCUGGUGAUGUAUCAUAUCGUCUCAUUUACCAAGUAUUGGUUUUUCAAUUUAAUUGCAAAUAUGAAGUCAAAUCUAUGAUAAUGGAAAAACAAAAUCAACUGUUUGUCCAGUGAGGUUGGCAGAGGUGACAUCGUAGAGCAGGAGAAAGUUAGUACAACAAAUAUACAUAAGGUUUGCAAGAUGUGUUACAUGAAAAUAAAAUACAGCAUAAAUAAUACAAACAUAAAGAAGAGACGAAUGCUAAAUUAGCUAAACAGUUGAAAAAUUGUAUAAAUAGCAAUAUAUUGUAUCGCAAUACUCACUGUAUUGCAAAAUAUUAAAAAUUGCAAUAAUAUCAUAUCGUGGCCCAAGUAUCGUGAUAAUAUCGUGUCGUGGGUCCUCUAGUGAUUCCCACCCCUAACUGCUACUGUAUGUACACGAGUCCAAGACACAUUUUUCAACAGGAACAAAGAGUGAAUCAUAUGGUUUCACAUUAUUUUGUGUUGCAUCUUUCAGUCAUAGUGAUCUUAAUGUAGUAAAUGCAUUUUAACUACGAUAUCAUAUUGUACAAUAUUAAUCAUUAUUAAAUAUUAUUGAAUCCUAUCACAUCCUGUUGCACCAUACUGUUGUUUUGUGUCCUAGCCUAUCUAUCGUUCCUAUACCAUCAUACGCAUUGUAAUGUUUUGUAGUGUAUUGCAUCUCUGUGUAUUGUAUCACAUUGUGUGGUGUGGUAUGGUGUCUUCUCCUGUUUGUAUUGUACUGUAUCAUGUCAUAGCUUAUCUCGUUGUACCCUUUCCCACAGUAUAGUAUUGGUUUGUACAGUGUUUUAUUGUAUUGUAUCAUAUCUCAUCCUACUGUAUAGUAUUGGUUUCUGUUGUAUUCAGGAGGGGACUGAUAUUGGUUUUUCUGGGCCAAUACUCAUUUACUGGUGGAUUAUGAGACCGAUAAUCAAUAUUUUGGACCAAUAUGCACUCACAGUAUAUAUGAAAUUUUCUGACAAAAUGUUUUUAAUAUUACGAACUCUGACAUAAAACCUUAUUUGAAUACUUUUGGAAAAUCAUAUCUGAAAUUUCCAGCAUACAGGAGUUCCAAUUAAUCAGUUUCACUAACAGUACAGUUGACAUCCAGCCAAUCAGAUACUGUGUCGUUGGUUUGAGUGUUGCGAGAAAACAGACCCAGAAGGAAAGACACACCUUCAGUGGAGUCAAAGUAAUGCACUUUUAAUUAGUUUAUUGACCAUCUCUGAAACAAAAGGCCGAUACAGAUGAUCAGCUAAAUGCUGAUUGUCGCCCUGAUAACCGGCCAUGUUGUAUCAUUUUGCAACAACAACCUGUGAACCUUUUCUGACUCAGCAUUCUGGUUUCUGCUUUGUCUUCUGACUCAGAUAGCUCAACAAACUUUAUAAAGUUGCUCUAUGCUUAUUUUCUGUUGUGAUAUUUUAGUUUUAGGAGACAGGCAGAUAUCAGUGAAGACAUUAUCUGCCAUGCCUCCACAGUUUUGACAGAUAAAUGGGCUGAGCAACAAAGUAAGUCAGUCCUUUACAAGGUUUUCUCAGUUGCUGCAAACAUCUAUCAUCAGCGUUUUUGGAUUCAUGUGAGAUUCAACUUUGACGCAAUUGAAUUAAUUUUUCAAGUUGGAGCUAAACUCAAAGAGGCUAGAAAGAUGGUACAACCCACCACUAAUCUUUAAUACUCUCUUAACAUGAAUAUUUGUACAAAUAGUUCCUUGAUGAAACAGUCUGUUGGUUUAAAGCUGUGAUCAAACAGAGGAAAAGUUCUGAACGUAUAUUUGAUGCUAACUUUGAGUGCUUGACAGAUUUUUGAUACUGAACUAUUAAAGAGCUUAGCUUCAGUACUGGGCCUUGGAGAUAUCUCCUUCUGGCUGAACUGGUUUACAAACAGAGGUUAGGAUAACCUGUUGCUAUAGUUUGUAGAUUUGCUGCCUUGACAUCCUAACGUAUGAGAACUUUUGAAACAAGUGUGUUAAAGAUGCAAGCGAGCUGCUAAAUGAGUCAUUUGAAAACCAUAGAAAUGCUUUGAUUGCUACAUGACAUUUGGCUUGUUUGCUUUGAUAUUUUAAGGAUUGUUUUUGUAGAUUAAACCAGUACCUGUGUAGGAGUGAAACCCCGGUGCCAUGACAACACCAGUACACACUGACAGUAUGUGUAGGCUCACAGUCAGACAGGCAGACAGACGGAGAGCCCUGAGAGCUGAGGAGGGACAGAUGUUCCCAUGCAGACACAGAGGUGAGAUGUUUGCUGUGCUGGGCCUGUGUUUGCCCGGCUCUCCACAGAGUUACCAGCUGGCUGCCCAAAGCUCUGAGCCGCCGUCUGCUAGAAAGGGAUACUGGGGGGCAAAGAAGCUCGCACAUACACACAGAUGAUGAAGGAGAGACCACAGACGUCUCCUCUGUGUCGCCAGGGGUUAAAGGAGCACGGCUCACACAACCCUGUCCGGCGCAGAAAGUUCUCUUUUAUUUCUCAGCUGCUCUGUAGAUGCGAGGGGGGACUCAUUUCGUCUCGCUGGAGGCCAGACUGAAUGUCAGAGCUGCCAUGGAGGCGGCUGACCUUACACACCGAGCACAGACAGGAUCAGCUUUUAUCGAACAUGUUUGCAGCAGGGUCUAAAAUCAGCAAGAAGGCAUUUGUUUUUGGCUUUUGUGUCUGCACUUCAAUGCAGACACACCAAUUCAUUCUCACCGAUUUAGGGAGGGCAGAUACAAAAAUAUCGACAUACUUCAGUCUCACAGUAAUGUGGCUUGUGGUACUUGUUGCUGCGGUUCUUAAAAUAGCGUAUUGAUUGUCAAGUUAGUUGCAAACCGGAAAUAAAAAUGUAAUGUUUACUGACGCAGGCUAAUGUUUAAUGAUCAUUGUCCAAGAGCGGUCAUAGGAGACCAAACUGCACUAUGAAUUUCAAGUUCAUUAAUAUUCCUCCAUGAGCAUUUGCGACAAACAUUUCCCCAAAGUCUGAACUUUUUACAACAAGUAAGAAAAGUCAUUUUAUGUAAACAUUCAAAGCUUUCUCUUAUCUGUCUGGGUAUAAUGGUUUUGAUUUUACACCAUUAUGAUUCAGUUGGAUGGAGCUAAAGCUAUCUUUUAGCUACCCCGGGUUUAAUGGUGCAAAUUUAGCAAUGAAAAACAGCUUUUAGGAUUUAUUUGGGAUUUCAGAGGGACAUGUUGUAAACAGAUAUUGAGUUAGUCAUGGACAGCAGCAGUUAGAUAUAUAAAGAGACUGUGAGUUACGGCCAAAGUGUGCUCUUCCAUGUUUGUGUAUUCAUUGCAUUUCUUAUCCCUAUUUAAACAACAUAAAGGCACAUAUUGAUUAUUGAUGAGGUUUUAAUCUUAGGCUAUAUACAUUGUGGUAUCAGAUCAGCCUAUACUGUCACACUCACCAGUUGCAGGGUUUGAGUUGGUGUCAGCGACAUUUCUGAGACUCACAUUGAUAUGGAACAACUUGAGUAACUCUUGUUCCAUGGUACCAGUCAAUAUGAUAUUGCCAGAUAUUUGCCAGUACACAGCCUCUGUUCAAAGCCAAAAAUCAGCAGACUUGUAUCUCAGUAAUCCACUUUUACAAACUGAACCAUCCAUUGUCCUGCCAUAGAAUCUUAUGAGAGCAUUUCUGUGGCUGGCAUUAAAAUAAAUCAGCCACAGGAGCUUUAUAAAUGAAGAAAAACAAAUUAAACUGUUAUAUAAAAGCACACAGUUAUUUGAGAUGAAACUGUUCUGCUGAGUUUUCUUCUGCAGAUCAUAAAUGUUUCAGCGCUCUCCAAUAAUAACAGCAUGUGAAUUCAUAAACUCGAUGGUAUUUUUACCGAUGUAGACAACCCUUAAACUUUUAUUAUAUCACAAGUUAUGGUUAAGAGUUUAAGGUGAUUAAACCAAUAACAUGUGAGCAAAUAAGAAGACUAAUAGUAAACAAGAUUAUGAUUUUAACGCAGACCAGUAAAACGUUGCAUUGUUUGUGUGAUUCCUCCCGCAGAUUUGGACCAGGCAUAAGACUAAUUAGGGUUUUUUUUGCUUAGUGAGAGUGUUUGUGUGUUUGUUUGUGUGUAUUUUUGUGAGUGUGUGUGUGUGUUGGAAUUGGAAUAUAUACAGCUCAUACGGGAAAGAGGCCAGUUAGCAUAAUGGCACGGUGGAUAAAUCUCUCACAGCAGGCCGGUGUAACACUGGAAGCUGUUUUUGUGCGUUAAGCCCUUUUAGGAUGAUUUGUGAGAGUCAGCGCUCACACAGUUCUGCCUCGCAGAGCUGCCCUGACCCUCCUCCUCUUAAAUCAGCCUGGCCGCGUUGCAAACAGGCCAAGGCUGGUUAAUGCUGGGUCAAUAAUAUGGGUCUGGGUGGGACAAACGCACAGAGUCUUAACUUUUUUCUCUGUUAAACACAGCGCACAUGUCAAUAAGGAGACAGUGGAAAUACUCGAGGAGGUCAUUAUUCCUGCAGAGGAAAAUCGCUGGUGUGUGUGUGUGUGUGUGUGUGUGUAUGUGUGUGUGUGUGGGUAGGUUUGCUUGCAAAUUUCCUUAUGCAUGUGCAGUGUGUAUGUGUGUGUGUGUGAGAGAGAGGGAGAGAUAGAGAGAGGGAGAUGGGGGAACAGCUGCAUUGAUUUGGUUUUGUUUGCUGAGUACUCGGAGCAGAAAUGUAAGCCGUGGGAACACCUGGAGAGAGGGGGAAAUGGGAGUAGGGGUGUCGGUGGUGUCAGCUCUGCUAUUGGCUCUGUACCAAACAUACAUACAUGAACACACUCACACACUUGGCACACACACCUCUGAUGUGUGAGGGCGGCUUGGGAUCCCAAUCAGCAGCACUUAACAAAGCUUUCCUCUUUCUCCCUUUAAUCGUAGGCUCAAUUUGUCGCUGGGGUGUCCAAUUUCUGAUAAGCGCUUUGACUGAGAGAGGCGAGGUGGGUGUGAGGGAAGAACACAAAAUGGAUGCACCUGCUAACAAAUGAAAUCAAACCACUCCAUCUUCAUUUCCCCUUUUUCCGCCAGCUGGAACAAUGCAGCGGCGCUUUAGCUCUCAGAACAUUGAGUUAUUUCCCCCUAACCAGGCAGACGUCCUGGCUGACUUACAGUCAAACUGUUAGAACAAGCUCAGAAGUCUGCUUUUAAAACCUCUGAUCAGCAGCUCGCCUCGCUUCUCUUCCACACCUGAAAGGAAUUUAAUGUAGAAGAAUAACUGCACCACUUUCACUUGGCCACAGUGCAUUUCAAAACAAUUAUUUUGUACAGACUCAUCAACUCAUUUGUCAGCAGAAGUGGACUGUUUUUAUCAAUUUGGUUGAAAGAGAGAUUGACGUGUAGCUAAUGAGUAAUUUGGAUCUUUGUACAUGUAAAAUCUCAGUGAGAGACUGGUUUAACACAGACUCAGCUGUUUACAGGGCUGUCCCUGACUCUGAAUUAAAGAAGUUGAAUCAAAACGAUACUGCAAUUUUUGUUUCUGCUUUAAUUAAGUGCAAAACCAGUCUCCUAAAAAAGCCUAAAGCCUUAAUCAGAGUUUCCAUACGUGCUGUACAUUCACAAAUACUUUGACAUAUCUUUAGCCAGCUGCUAAAGAUUUGUAUGCGGUCGUUCACUUCUCUUUGUUCAUCUUCACAAUUCGACUCUUCUGAUAGUGAUGGCUAACAUUGACCACUCUUAAAUCAGUACUGAAAAGUUAAGAGUGUCAAGCUGGAGAUCUUGGUUUUGUAAGCACUAAAUUAGAUGGAACGGAGGUUGAUUAGUAAUGCCUGCUAAGAGGUGCACAUAGCUUUUGACCGGUGUCAUAACACUGCGCCUGUUAGCAGUAGGGUUGUGAACGAAUAUUCAAAAUUGGAAUAUGUACUUGAAUAUUUUUUUAAAAAAAGUGUGAAAUUAAUAUUAAUGAUAUUAUAAUAUGAUAUAAUACAAUAAUACUGUUAAAUCAUAUCAAUAUUAAUGAUUAAUGAUAUGAAUAAAUUAAAAUUUAAAAAUUGAAGAAACUGGGAAAAAUCUGAGUAGGAGAAAAAAAAAAAAAACAGCGGCUGCUUUGCGAGUGAACACACUGUCAGGGACAGGUCACAGGAGCUGCACCUGCAGUGAGACUCUACAAAAAAACGUCCAUGGCACAUGCAGAGAGAGACGGCGAGAUGUUAGGAGCCAAACUCGGGAGAGAGUGGUGCGGCCUUCCACGAACUAUACAAGCUCUUUUGGAAAUUCUUUAGAUUUCUGACAGACAUGGAAGACGGAAACAAUGCUGAGUGAGAUAAAAUUAUAUGCAAGCUGUAUAAGCUAGAUAUUUAAAUGUGUUCGAACCUAUGUGUUAUUUUUAGAACGAAUAUUUGAACGUCAUUUUGGAGCAAUUUUAACAGCCCUAGUUAGCAAGCAUCACUAAUCAACCACAGGUCACUAGCAACUGUUUAAUAGGUUUAAAGGUUGCACAGAAUCAAUUAUUUCACAUGCAUAAUGCUCACAAACAGAUUCAGAGUUUCCACUGAUAAAAAUUUUGGGAGCAUAUGCAACAAACGUUAGCAUAAUUUUAAACCUUGCAGCAGCUCAGCUCUGUUUCCUUCCCCUAAAGUCCCAUCAAAGCAUGCUGGGAAAUUUGUUCUUUUUUCUUGUAUGAAACUGCGUAUUCCAUAUUUUAACAGGUGCAUUUGUUUUAGAAAGGAACAGACUACUCUGGACAUUUCAGCUGUAGCUAAAAUCUUAAAGGGAACCUGACCUAAAAACAAACAGUGCACCUCAAAAUAAGCCGUCCACAGCUCGGCUUCCAGCCUCUCCCGGCCCCUGUGUCCACUGACAGAGAGAUUCAAAGAGAACCUGUUUAAACAUGAAACUGUUCUGUUGAGCUUGUUUACCAGUUUGAAUCUUCAGGCCUGUUUGCUGUUUGAAGGCAGAGAGACUCCUUUAGAUAACUUGGCUUCAGAUGAAAACCUUGUUAACCUUGCCUUGUUUUGCAAAGAUUACAGCCUCGACUCCUGUCGCCCCUCCUUUCCCUUUGUUUGCAGUGACACGGCUUAAAAGCAUGAGGUGCAGAUACUGGAUUGACAAAAAUGUGAGAUGACGCAGGGGCAGCAUAUCUUGUUAGUUUGGGUUUUAUCUUGCUUUUUGUUCCACAACUAUGUGAUUUAGAGAGGCCUGAAAAACCUGAAUCUGAGUUUCUGUAUCACUUCACAUAAAACACACAAACAUACGCUCUCACAAACAUGCAGAGAUGAUAUGAAGAAGUCUGGUAUCUGUAUAUCCACUGUUUUAACCAUGUCAUCCUGGUCCUGUUUCACCAAUCCCAGUCUGGCAUUUGACACAGCAGCACAUGACCUGCGACAUUGCUGUCUGGCAUGAUAUGGUUAUAUGUUGAGCUAACACCAAUGUGGUGGCAUCACUGAGGAGUUGUGUAGCUCACACUGGUCUGAUGUUUCCCAGAGGGCUUUUUAAAGUGCUGAUGCUUACCUGCAGUCCUUUGCUUCUUGGUAUUUCCUCUGCUGUGUUUAUUUGGCAUUUUCAAUCCACCAGGCAGGUGUAAUGUGGCAGUUUUGGCUGAGGCAAUGUCUUACCAUCCCAGGUUGUUAAAUUUUUUACUCACACUUUGUAAUAAUUUUUGAUGUCCCUCUGAUGGUCUGUUGGGUCUUGUACAGACACACAGAGUAGCAUCCCAAAUAGCACAAGGAGGAACUUACUGUCUGUCUGUCUGUCUGUUUGGUUGGGUUGGGUUGGGACAAAUUACUCAGUGGACACAAUUUUAAGCCUUGGGUGUGUCAUGAUUCUGGCUGUCCCAGAGUGGUCAGAGUGAUGCUAUUCAGAAGAGAGGAUGGAUGUUGGUGAAUUUGUUGGUGCAUUGGUCACCACUCCAAUAUCAGGGUUUCUGUGCACUACUUUUUCAUGGUCUUUUACUCUAAAUGGAACCAUAAUUAGAAAAGUGAGCACCAUGCUUCUUUAAAGUAGACUUGACUGUAACUAAGACCACAAACUCAAAGAGAAUAUUAACUUUCAUAAAUCAAUUGCUAAGUUUUCUUACUAGUGUCCAUAAAAUCUAAGUUUUCCAUUUCUGAGUAAGUGACCUUUUGCAACCAUUAGGUUUCGUCCAUGUCCUGCCUAGUUUGUGGUCCUGGCUGAGAACACUCAACAGCCUUUUACUUAGACAAGCAUGGUGCCCUCAUUUUAAUGUUCCUUUCACUUUUAAGAAAUUAAUUGCUCCUCUAGGGGUGAAUUGUGAAGACUUUGAUCAGCCCUUAACUUUUUAUGCUGCUCUAUCAUCAGGUCAAACAUCUAGUUUGUCAAAUACUUAGAUGUAUGUUGAACUCCCUACAAAAAAACAUCACAUCAGGAUGCUGAAUCCAAUAACACAAACAUGUUAGUGUUGUUUAUGUAAGGAUUGUAUUUUUCUGGGUUGGUAUCUAGUUAAGCUGUAGCAUAGGCUUGGACUGUGCUGUAAGUGUUUGUAUAAGUCCUAGUCUAAGUCCCUGUUUUGUUGACCUUUGACCUACAGCACUGAUUGAAGAUAGGGUUUUAGAACAACAUGCCAUCGAUCUGACUGAUUUCUUGUGUUAUCCACUGGUUUGUGUGAAACGUCUUCAGGUGUGAAGAAAUCAAAUCUAAAGCCUCUCUAUGAGCUCUUUGCUUUUUUUCUUACUGUACGUGUCAGAUCAGAUCUUUUUUCCUCCCUCAAGUGGUUUAAGACUGUCAUCUCUGAGAGUAGGCUGGCUUAUUUCUCAUUGAGGCAUGCCCAGCUUCUGGCUGCACUCUGGAUGGAUUUGCUGCGGAUAAAUAAAUAACUAAGCUGGCACCCCUCACUUUGGAUCCCCUCUGUUUUGGCAGGCCAUCCGUGCUGCAUUUUCUAUCAGGUGUAAACAUGUCUGUCAAACGGCAUGGCCAGGGGCCCUGGCGUUUUUGGCAUGCAUGACGCCACAUAUGGGGCGCUGCCAGCCCUUUCUGUCUGCCCACCUGACCUUGGCCAGGCUUGACAUGACUGAGCACGCUUAGCUCUACCUUCCACUUUUGUAGAGCUCUUUAGGAAGCCAAGUGGGCUUAAGUGGCUGUUAGUGAAUCUGACCCUAGGAUGAAGAAUGGACCUUGGCUGGCUGUCCCUGCACUGCUGACGUGGUGGAAGGGUAAUCCAAUGCAUAGCUCUGGCAAAGAUGUCCAGGCUCGGUCAAAACACUCAGUGCCCUGUAUCUUCACAUCCUCUCAUCUCACCACCAUUACUGUCAUCUACUGCACUGUGAGCAGCCAUGGACAUCAUCCAAAAGGCAGGACUGCAGGCUCUGGACCACUGAGAUAGAAAGACAAAACACUCCGAUAAGAAGAGGCCUCAUAACUUGAAGUGCUUUCCCUUUCUGAGUGUCACAGUACCCAGUAGAGUGCAACCAAUAUGAGGUUUUUGAAACUCUUAUCAAUACUGAUUCAAGAUGAAAAAUUGGUCUCAGAAAUUGUUUUUUUUUUUUUCCUGGAACAAAAAUAGACCUCCUCUGUAUUUGUUUUUCACCUUAUUUGCACCAUAGUGAAGAUAUCAAGGCACUCUAAUCUGUGUUUGUCUUAAUUACACAAUCUUGAUUUCCACAAAAAAGGGACACUGUGCAGAAAGUUAAAUAAAACAGAUUUUGAUGGUUGAACCCUAUAAAAGGGUACGACAGUCCACAGCACGUAGACCAAAAGCCAGAGUCUGUAAUGGUGCAAUAAUAUAUUUUUUUGAAACUUAAAUUUGUAUUGAAAUUUUUCAACUCCACAUGUAAACAUCAAAGUUUACAUAUAAAUCCAUAUAUUACACUGUAUACAGAUCCAAGAGAAAAGAAUAUGAAUAAGAUAUAUUUCAAGUAUUCCCAACUGUGUCCCAUUGCAUUCACUUCUUCCAUUUCGUCAAAAAGACAUUUUCCUUUAUUCUGAGUCGGUAUGUCAUUCUCUUCAUGUUGUGGACUUCUCUAAUGAUUUCUAACCAGUCAUUUACAGCUGGUGGCUCAGGUUUGUACCAUCUUCUUGUUAUUGUUUUUUUUUUUUUUUCCUUUUGACCAGUAAUAUUUUUAUGAAAUAUCUGCCUUUGACCAGGACAUAGCGAUUCAAGUUCCCAAAGUACAUAACACACUUUAGGUAUUUCACAACCUAGGAUGGCCUUAAUUAUGUUGUGUACAUUUUCCCAAAAUGGGUUAAGUUUCUGACAUCCCCAGAUAAUGUGUGUAUGAUUGGCUUCCCAUGUGAGAAUACUUUAGGGCAUACUGCACACAUACAUCUGUGUAAUUAAUACAUAUACAGGUUAUGCUGCUGCUAUCCAGAUACAUUUCUUUAUCAGGAAAGACCAAAAACCAUAAUCAGUACUUAUUACAACAGUAACUUAAUUCAGAAAAAAUGAAGCUUUCUUUAAUCAAUUCUUUUAUCAUUGAUAAAUACCAAAAAUUAGAUACCGAACAGAACAAAUACAAGCUACAAUCAAGAAUCAUAUUCAUUUAUUUCAUGGUACACUGGCUAUAUAUUGAGAAAAAGUUUUCAUACCAGUCUAAAUCUGAACACACAUAUAUAUAUAUGUGCUGACACUAGUGUCUGUGUGUUUGGCCCACAGCGGCCAAUCACAUCAGUCAGCACAUAUUGGUGUAGCUGUGGUUCAGGGCUCCUCUAAGAGCCCGUGUUCUCACUGUGAAAUCAACUUUUUGAAUCUGACGCCUAUGCAAAGACUGAGCUGAUCCAGCUGUGGACUAUGCAUUAUUCUGGGGGCAUGCUGUCUCUCUCCGCUCCAUAUCCACCAUCUCACCUCAGGGAACUGUCACUUUUUCAUCAGUAAGUUACUGAGCGUUCAUACAGCUCCCAGUUGUUUCACAGACCCCUCCCUUCCUCUAAAGAAGAGAAGUUUCAAGUAGCUGUCUUCCCCUCUCCCACACUACCGCAGCACUUUCUGUGUUUGACAGUUUUAUCCCUGACAUCCUGUGUCUCACAACUUGGAAACCACUAUUUUACAGACUCACAAAUUUGUGUGCAAGUUGGGUUUAGGUUGGUUGUUUUCCCUUGUUUUUUUUUUUUCUUCCCUCUUCUCUCCCUGCUUGUUAUCAUUGCCGUCUCCCAAUCUCUCACCCUUCUCUCUUUUGGUGUGAGAUAACAGCUUGGGUUGAUGAGGGGUCUCUGCUGAUUGAAAAAGCAAACGGCCUGUCCUGAACGCCCCAGGAUGUGCUGGAGUCAUCAGGAUCCAUUGUGUGAGGCUGUCACAGCCUCACAUGCUGUUGGCCCUGCGAGCAACAGAAAAUCUUUUCCCACCUUUUGUUGUUUGUAAAGUCUGAUGGGCUAAUGAAGGCCACACUGAUGUGUCAUUUCUUCGUAACGUGCUCAAGAGCCAAGGCUUUUCUUCCCCUUUUUCUUUUCACAGAACACUCCGGCUUUGCAUUCAAGGGUAAAAAGCCGCUCUCUUCUUCCUGCUCCUUUUUCUUUCUUUACCUUCUAUUCAGAGACGCAGCUUGCAAAGAAAAGUAAUUUCCCUCUCUCUGUCCCUGAGAGAAUCAACACUGAAGUUGCAUUGAAUUUCUUGCUGCAACAUUUUUUCUUGGCUCUAUUUCAGACCCAUAACCUGGGGGUAAACAUGCAAUUAAAAUAACAGCAGCCUGGCUUUUCCUCCACUCCUCUUCUCCUUCAGCCGUUAGCACAAGCAAUGUACAACAUGGUGACUUGGUUCUCCUAAUUGCUUUUGCUUUUAAUUGGUAGAGAAAAGCUCGUAAUACUCAACCAGCAGCCAAACACACUUUUCACCUUGUUUUUUUUCCUCAUUGUUUUUCUCCAGUAGUAUUAUUGUACACAUCUCCUUCUAAUGAGUUUAUUUUGGUGCGUAAUGCAUGUUUCCUUCUCUGCACUCCUGCUGAUAUUUUAAUCAUGAUUUCCCAUGCAAUUGGCCUGAUGCACUUUCUGAAUUCUUACAAACACAGAUAUAUCAUGUAGUGAAUGAUGAGGACAGUCAUGAGAAAGUUUGGCACGAAUGCAGCCAGUCAGGUGGUCUACUUUCCUAAAUGGCUUCCGUCUAUCCUGUUCCUUUCUCCUUUGUACUUUUUUUUACUUUCACAUGGAUUUCUUUUUCUCCUUUUUCAACUAGGAAUAGAGAGAAAAUAUAGGUCAGCUUUUAUGGGAGCAAUUUGACACAUGACACAAGCUAUGCGCAUCACUCUCUCCCAAGUCCUGCCUUUGUCUGCUUGUCUUUAUUUGUCUAUAAUGAAAGCUGCGCAGUUAUUCGCACACUUUUAUUACGCUUCUAUAAGUAGCUGGUGGAGACUUGCCGACUCACCCCACCCACCCACCCCCCCAAAAAAAACUCUGAGAACCCUGUGGUGUCUGUCUGCAUGGGGCUGAUAGUGUGAGACGCCUGGCUAAACUCCACCAAACCAAUCCCUGCUCCACAAGCCUGCCCAGCUGGCUCGACUCGGCCUCCACAGACGCAAUUCUGUUUCCACUCAGGACAGGAGGGGCUGUGUUCCACUAUCACAAAGGAUGCUUGGUGGUCCUCCCCAGUUUGCUUUGAUAGGGCGGUAGGACUGCAAAAUAAAUCAACAUUAUAGAGAACACCUGCAUUAAACCUGCAGAGGUGUUUCAGUACCAAAUACCUACAUCUCUUUAAAAAGAGGUAUCAGUAUUGGUGAGUCGCCAGUCAGUGCACUUAGUGCAAAACAUUUCAGAUCAAUUAUGACAUGAUUAAGAGGAUCAAGAAGAAUGCUGUGCUAGCAGAUGGUGUGCAGUCAGUCUAGUCUUGGAGGAUAUCAGCCAUCACUGGUUGUUAACUCCUGUUCUUUACCAUGAAGAAAUUAGAGGGACUUGGAUAAAAGUUGUGGUUUUUGGAUAGUUACGGCAAAGAUGUUUAGUGAGCUUGUUAAAGUUUGGCCAGUGACCAACCAUCACUGAAUAGCCUUGAUCUUUGUUUAGCACAGACUUAAAAAUAGGGUUGGGUGAUAUGGCCUUAAAUCAAUAUCACAAUAUAUUAUGCAGGUCACCUUGAUAACGAUAAAUGGAUGAUAACCAUUCCACAUGCUGCUCACCCCCUCCCUCAUAAACUUCGUCUACUUCAGCCGCUGCUCCAGCCGCUACAACUUUUGAACCGUCCUCCAUCUUCUCACCUGUCUUUCCCUCUUUGUUACGGACUGGAUGGGGUGGAGUAGGACGUAGGACAGUGUCUUAAAGGAACAUGAGACCACCUACCGCCUACCUACACACAUCCAAAAACAACUUUUAUUAAUUUUUUUGACUCCGAAUAUAUUGACAUGGGCAAAAUGAUGUCGGUUAUUGUUGUAAAUUCUGAAAUCAGUAAAUUUUCAGUUUAUCGCCCAGCACUACUUAAAAACACACAAAACUCUGUACACACCCAAAGCAUGGUUGUUUCAAUUUUCAACCAUUGUUGUCUGCACACAUAGGGAUUGAAUGAUCAUGGAUAAGAUAUCUAUACUGGAAUAAUUUUUUCCAAACAAAAAUUUAGAACAUGUUUAAAAUAAAAACAUUAAACACACAAUGAGGACAUGUACAAGCGUCCUGCUUUCACACGCUUUCAUAUGAACAUUCAAACAAUAACCUAUAAAUACUGGAUGAACUUGAUGUUAAGACCCUCAGGCAGUCCAUUUGAAACAGACAUGACUCUGUUGUGGAAAUCCCUGCAUGAGCUCAGAAUCGCUUCAGAAUUCCAUUGUCUGCACAUGUCCAUCUUCUAUCUGUGGUUCUUAAUCACACAGAGUUCGGAGGAUUUUAUGCAAAAAUAUCUCCGUUUAGAGGACCCUUUUGGUCUUUGGUCUCUUGUAAUGAAACUAGUAUUGAAACAUAAACAAAUUAGAUACUUAUGUACAAGCUUUAUACAUGCUCACCAGUGUGGACGUUUGACUGAUCAGCUGAAGGUCUUAGAUAAGCCUUGCAUUCACAGUAAAAAUAGGAUGAAGACCUAGCUAACCGUCAGCUACAUGGUGAAUAAUAGGUGUUACUUUGGUGGAAAGGCCAAGGUUAGAUUUCAACCAUCAGUGUGGUUGAUAAAGAGCUUGCAGUGAAAAAGAUCCACCGGUCCUUUGUUUGAAAUGAUCUGGGAUUCUGCAGACAUGAUGGCAUGUUAAGUAAACCGGUAAGGCACAAGAACUGUGAAUUGCCUGGAUAAACACUUAAAAUUCAUUCAUUGCAGAUCGUGUCAUCAUCUCUAUUCCUGACAUUGUUGUCACAAAUCACAGAUUUCCUAUUGUGCAUGCCAUGUGGUUGGAUGUCUGGAGAUUCAAGCCCUUUUUCAGACCAGGUUUAACCUCCUGCAGGGGGGUCAGAGGGCAAUUAGGACUCAGCAGAAUCCAGUAGUCAGUACAGUCACGUGUUGAUUUACCACCUGAGGAGCGGCACCUCCAACUUGAGCCAGUCCCUGUCUGACUGGACUCUGUCAGGUGUAGGUAUCCCUGCCCCUGAUAUGACUGGUCUGUGUGUGUAAAGAGCCUCAGUUGGGGGUGGGCUGCCUUUGUGAAAAAGGGCCUGUGUUUGGCGUGUGAUGUACAUUUGAAGUCGUAGUGGCAGCGGCGCUGAUAGGCGAGUCAGUAGACGUCAGGCUUCCUGUCUGUUGGGUUUCAUCUCGUCCUGCUCGGCUCUGCAAAGCAGAGUGUCAGCUGGGGCAUUACCAUAGGCUGACCUUUGCCGCAGCACUCCCCACUGCACAGCUUUCUGACAUUCAGGGGCGCUGUGGGGGAGGCAGGGAGGGGGUGGGCUGAUGGCCUGUUGGCUGUUUUUUGCCUGUAGUGCGUUGAUGUGUGUGUGUGUUCUUAUAACAACUGAACUGACAGUUUAUGCUGGUGUUUUUUCCACAUCCUUUCACUCUCUUGCCACUGUUUUGCUUUUUGAAACGCUUAGAAAAGACCGAGUUAUAUUUGAUAUUUGGUUUUCAUCCACCCCAAACCUGCCUGUUGUCAAAGAGAUUGCUGUUAUCUUUGUGUGAAAUCUUGGCACCCCGAUAAAUGAGAGGGAGCUGGAAAUGCUGCCUGCUGACAUCAAGGAGCUGCCAUGUACCUAAAAUCCUUCCAAGGCCGAGGGAAAAGAAUAACAUAUCAGGCCAAUUAAAGUUAAUGCAUGGUGACACGCUGAAUCGAGGGCAGGGAUUGCUGCCAUAUGGCGGUCCGGGCUGUAAAUCAGAAAGACGAGGGGUGGGGGGGGUGGGGAGGUUGGGGGGAAGAGGGGAGUGGGAGGCGGGUAUCAAAAAGGGUGACGCAGCAUCUCCAGCACAAUACCACCCUCUAAAAUCCUCAGAUCUGUCUCAAGACUGCAGCUCUGCCACCCACCUGUCUCCCUUCUCCUUUAUCUACCCUUUUCCCGCUUCCUCCACCCCCUGCCCCUGCCGCACCCCAAGGUGCAACACUCUCAGGUAUCUGUGUAGGACUGGCAGCUUCAUUAAGGCUGGUUUUUUCUCCUCUCGCUGGGAGGAUUUAAAUGAGCUGUCAUCCUGACCUUUUUGAGCUCCAGCUUUUUAAAGCAAGUUCAGCCCCCCCGCCACCACCUUAAACCCACCACCCGUCUUUCUCUCUUUCCACCUUUCUCUCCCGCUUUGUCACUCUUUCCUCCACUUGUCUCUUCUCCCUGCAGGGGGGGAAGACACUUUUAAGCUUUCACCCUGCGGCAGACAGGCACGCCAAGGUUGUUUUGUGGGUAAUUGCCUCUCUCAUAGACGCUGUUUGUCUGCGCACACUUGCCGCCCUCUUCUGAUUCCACGCAGCAAAAAAAGAGGGGGGAGGGCACGGACUCUGUAGACUUAAUUUGCUCCCUGACUGUUCUUCAGUGCUGAUUAAGCAAGCAUCUGUGGUGUUUUGACUACAGCAGUAAGCCAAGCGGAGCAUGGCUAACGUUCUCUCCCUCUCUAUUACAUCAGGUUAUUGCACAAAGUGGCAGGCAUUUAUUGGAGCUGUAGCGCAGUUUAUUCAUUUCUUUUCACCACAUCCCGAGCUGGCUCCAUUGUUUAACGUCCCUAAAAUAAAGGCCUCUUUGAGGUGUAGAGCACUGCAGUAUCGAUCAGAGACUCACUAACUUGUCAGCGCAGGGCCUCUCGAGUGUGUUCCUUUUGGAGUGUACAGGAGUCAUUAAUUUCCUCUGCCACGGUCGGGUGGAGGUGGAGAGGUAAAGCGCAGGUAGCAGGAUCCAGCACCGACUAACAUGCAGGGCGAGGAGGGACCGAGUCGAUUGAAAGCAGCCAGCCCCUCAGGCCCAGUCUGCCCGUUUUACUUCAGCUGUUUGAUGUUUAAUUGAAGUUGUUAUUGGCAUCAAAUGUCACCUUACCUGAUGCUCCAGGUGUGAAUCGGUUUCUAAUUGAAAGGUAACUAUGUCUCCCUCAGCCCUGUGCCUCCGGGGAUCAGCCGCAGAGUUCUAUUAGUCUGGACCCAGCCUCUGUAUCACCACGCACCAUGUGCUGCCUGGCAGUUAUGUCUGACUGCUGACCUCCUCUCUCCCUCUCUCUCUCUCUCUCCCUCUCUCUUUCUCUCUCUGCAGUGUGAGGAGAAGUGUGUGUCCCAUGUUGCAUUAGUGUCUGUGUGAAAUGCUGGCCUGUCUGCCAGGGCCAGGUGACCUCCCCCUCCAGCUUCUCCCCCACACGCAGAUGAACACUGGACUUCAGAAAUGUAAGUACAGAUCUCAGGACACACACUCACACACACUUUAACCACCACCGCCAUCCCACUCAGCAAACCAAGCUGUUACAAUCCUGCUGCCCGCCCCUCGUCAGAUGCCCAUACCAACCCUGGCCUGGUUCUCUCCUUCAGCUUUGUGUUAAAACCCGACAGAGAAAGAGAGAGGGAGAGUAUUUUUAUGCUCCAGGACCACAGAUCUGUCUUCAAGGGAAAUUAGGAUGAACUGCGCCAUUAAUUUGCUGAUGAACAGUGAACUAUCCCCCCUCCUCUCCUCCCAAAAGAUCUGUCUAUCACGAGUAUGGGGCUGUCUGCGCACUAAGACACUAAAUCUCCACAUUCACGUGUCGGGUUUGACCGUCUCAGUUACUUUUCACCACGAGGAGGAGUCACUCACUGUCAGACUUGCAGACAGAUUUCAGCUGAGUAGUUCUUUUGCCCUGGUGAUCCUGCAAUGUGAGUGAAUUAGAGAUGCAAUCUGCUGCCCUGUUUUAAUGGCGGACUAGUCAGAGCUGGCCCAAUUAAUUCAAUGUGUUUGAAUUUCACAACUGCUGACAAACUUGGACUCCACACAAUGUGAGGGUCAGCAACACAAAUGGAGUGUCAAAGUCAGCAGUCAGCAGUGAGAACUGAAGCUAACUGGAUCCGACCAGAGAGACUAGAGGAGAAUAAUGUCAGACAAAUGUAUAUGUAUUUGAGUUUUAUUUGUAUAAGGAUAUAAAAAGCACGUAAACCACUGUUGUUCACUUCAGUAUUUAGGCAAGGCAAAUGUACUUCUGUGGCUCAUUUCAGCGUCAAGGCAUUUUUCAAAGUGCUUUACAUGAGAUACUAGAAAAGAGACACAUUAAAAGAGGACAUUUCAAAAUCAUUAAACACACCAUUAAAAAUCAAAGCGGAGAAAGACAAUUCAAAAAGGGAAAAGAGAAGAUUAGACGACUGUAUAAUAAGACAGUUAAUUGCAAUCCCAAUUUGCAAUUCAUUUAGAUAAACCUUAAAACACACGACAAGAAACCCAGUGCAGAAAAAAAUGUAAUGGCAACAACGUUCAGGGUCUAAUCAGUGAUCUUACGGGCUUUUUUUUUUAAAGUUUAAUUCUAUAAAACUGUGUCAUAACUAUGAGCCAUUUUAUAACUGCUCUUAGGGGAAAGAUAAAUCUUAAAACUAACUUUGGCAGUUUUCAAAAAGAUUCUGGUAAUCUCUAAAGUUUUCUUAUCUGGGAUUUGUUCUUAUAUGAACAAAAUCUAAGAGCACUUAGAAACACUUAUGCUCCAUUCCAGUUACCUCGGAAGUUGGAGCUGGGAAUGAUGUUACACCCAAGUUGACGGUGCUCCAGUUAACAAGUCAGAAAACCAAGAUGGACGCCUACUGUUAGCCAUUGUUAGCUGUUGUUAGCUGUUGCUAGCGAUACCAGUUGUAAACAAUGCAUAACACAGUAUUUUACUCUUGCAAACACCAUAGCACCGUGUUCACAGUUAGACAUUGGGCAGUACAGCAUAUACCACUUAUUUAAUUUCACAAAAACAAAUCAGAAGUGCUAAAAAAUAAUACAUUACGUGAGUUUUCACUGUUACUCUUUACUGUUGAUGUACUGCGCUGCCAUCUUGGAUUAUGACGUUGCCUUGGUUGGUGAGUCGGAAAUCCAACUUCAGAGGGGCAUUCCAGAUGAAUUUCCGUCUCGGAGCUUGGAAAUUCAGACUUCUGAGUACAACUGCACGCAGCAUUAGACUCACUUGGGUACUGGUAUGUUGGAUCAACAAUUUUUGGAUACUGUUUGUCUUAGUGUAGCACCUUUAUUUCAUUAAGAAACUAUCAUACACUGAUCAGCCAUAGCAUUAUGACCACCUACCCAAUAUUGUGUAAGCCCCUCUCUUAGCAGGACAUGUCCCAGCCUGACUUGACGAGACAUUAAAUCCACCAGAGCCCUAAAGGUGCGUUGAAAGUAUCUGGUAUCUGACACCAAGACUGCACCAGUCGAUCCUUUAGGUUCUUAGAGUUGUGAGAUGACACCUCUAUGGAUCAGACUUCUUUGCUCCACAGAUGGUUGGUCCACGGUCCAGUUUUGAUGUUAACACAUCCAUUGCUUUCAGCAGUGAACAGAGGAUUAGCAUGAGCACUCUGACCAGUCUGUGGCUACACAAACUGCGACACACUGUUUGUUCUAACACUUAUUGUCUCCCAUAAACUUUUUCACCACGUGAGCCAAACUUUAAAAACAGCAAUUUAGGAGCAGGGGUACGAGCGGGCUCAUGGUUUUGCUUCUCAGGGCUUUUCUUUGAGGAAAGUCUUUAGAAGAUGUUGGUAAAUGAGGCCUAUUGUGAUUAUGAAACUUUCUGUGGCAUUUAGUAAGUGUGUGGGCUUGUCAAGUUUUGUUGCUGCUGUUUUAAUUGCCCUGCACCUACGUGAUGUGCAUAUAACAUUGCCCAUUUAACCUUUUAAGCAUAAGAAUUAACAACAAAUUCAAGAUAUAAAACACAAACUGAAUAAUAAAUCUAUACAUGAAGAAAGCAGAACUGGACCGUAGUGCAACCAGAAUAUUAAAAGAUACAAACCAGAACAAUAAAAGAGACUGCACUGAUUUAUCCACGCAUACGUGAUUGAAUCCUUAGAAACAACUUCACUUCUAUUCAAAACCAUCCACACACAGGUCAGGUUUGAGUCCCACGGAUCGCAUAUUUACCACGUUGAUCAACAAACCAGAGUGCAGGAAUUAGAUUUUUAACACGAAGUGCGAUGUUGCUUACCUUAAAUAGAUUUUAAAGCAUAUUUUGGUGUUUUAAAAAGUGCUAAUGAUCAUCUGUUGUUUUGUAGAUACAUCCACAUUUUGAGCUGAUGUGUGAUUCUUGCACAAGUCACACUUUGUCCACAUGCUGCAUGAUCAGGGUUUUUUUUAUCCUUCAUACCACAAGCUCUCUGGAUAAACUGAAGAUUAAUUAUUCCCAGACAAUUCUCACCACUGAUCGGUUUUAUCUAUCCUUUCAUAUAAAGUCUACGUCUCUUUUUCCUCCUGCCUGUUUCUGUCAGUACAAAAACUCAGCCCCAACUUGACCCAUUUCUGCAGCAGAUUUUUUUUCCUCCUUGUUGUAAAAUGCUCCAGCUCAUCAAGACUGUAAUUUCAGAAUCACAGUAAUCAGCCAACCCCCAGGAGAUCAGCGAGCGUGAGGGAGUCUGCUAAGUGCCAACGUCUGUUGCUUCACUCAGGCAGGCUUGUGACAUGGUGCAGCCAUCAGCUCCUCCGUCUCUCUGCUCUUCCUUUAUGUGACAAACUGAGACACAUCAGAGCAGGAGGCACAACUGGAGUUCAGUUUGUUUUUCUGCCCAGCACUGUAAUCCAUUUUGGUGAUGGAGCGAGCUUCUCACAGCUCGGGCCGGUCUCAGUGGUGUAAUUUCAAUCUAUUUUUUUCCACCUCGUCAUUCUCUUAUAAUGCUUUUUCCUUUUCAUCUGCUCUUCAAAGUAUCAUUAACAGACGCGUCGUUACAUCAAAAGCAGUGGAGCUGUUUUUCAUUUAGACUGAAUCAUUUUUAUCAAAGUGCCAUGGGAAAAAAAGAGAUCUAAAAAAAUCUGUACAGUCUCAGGUGGUUUUACUGCCUACUGUCUCCAGUCUCAGCAGAUCAUCUUCUGCAUGUUUGAGCCAGACUUUUGUAUCGGCUUUUUGAUGUUCUCAGGCUCAUCAUGACAUCAGUCAUCGAAUACUUUUAUGUUGAUGUGUCAGGUUUUUAAAAAACCUUUUUUACCAGAACUGUACGGCAGACAAAAGUCUUAAGGAUGAUUUUAAAACUGUCCUAUAACAUAGACUGCCAUGUGAUAUAAUAAGGGUUGUCUUGAUACGAUAUUGAUAUCGGAUAUUGUUCCGGUAUCAGCAAAAAAGCGAAUAUCGGACUAUAUUGGCCUGCAUCUAAAAUCUCCGAUAUCAGCACUCCGAUACUAGCAGUUCAUUCCAGACUCCACUCCAGCACCUCUAUCUAGCAGCGCCCUGAUCCAGCAAGCUGAGCCCACAACAUCACAACAACAGUGUGUACUAAGGUACUAACAAAGUAGCAAGGAGUAAGAGUGAUGUUGGCCAUGUGGCAGUAUUUUUCCAAGAAAGACGUUGCAUUUAAAUGAAAAACUUGUCAUGCACAACUUUGUGCCAAUAUCAGAUCAGUAUCGGUAUUGAUCAGUAUUGAAGGCUACAAUAUCAGUAUUGUAUCGUAUUGAAAGUCAAAAAGUGGUAUUGGGACACCCCUAGUAAUAAUCUGGCCUCAAGGUUUACAAUACUUCCCACACUGUCUGCAGUACAUGGUGCAAGAGAGAGUACAGUCCAAACCUGCUGUUUGUAAAGCAUCUUGAGACAAUAUUUGUUGUGAGUUGCUGCUAUGUGACUCAAGUUUGAACAGAUUGAACAUGAUAUUUACAUUCUGUUCAAGGAUUGGAUAGAUAGAUAUGUUGAUGUAGAUUAUUUCUGGACAAAUAGAUUUUUAUCAGGAACCCUUCAUGGCCAUCUUCAUCGCCACAUUGGUGUUAACUGCUCACUUUGUCGAGGAAAUGCUACAUUUUGUUCAGGCUGAAAAAUUUAUUUCACUGGUUAACAUACCUUAAAGAUUUCCUCUGUAAUUUAAGUAUCAAUACCAAUAAAUAAAGUGUCUCAGUUUUAAGGUUUUCUGAGUCGGUUUAUUUAUGUAAAAUGAAAAUGUGGAUUUUCUUUGGUCAAAGUACAUCUUUAAAAGAUCAGCCUUUUGUGUAAUUAUUUAAAUUAACUAAUCAUGAAAAAUUAAAUUAUUUACACAUAAAAAGUUUAAUUCAGCUGAAAAAUGUAUCUCGUGAAGCAGUUAAUUUUUCCUCUCAAAACUCCUGUAAUAGUCUGGAUCUCAUCUGUGGUCAGUGUGACGAGUAACACAACCAGAACCUACGCCCUCAGAGGAGCAGUAUGUGCCCAAAUAGCAUAAUUCAAAAUACUGCAGCUCAUGUCCAAAAACGACGACUGUUUGCACUGGUGUAUGCAGUAAAAUAUUCAGAAAUUUUCUUUGAAAUGUGUUUCUCUUUUUCCUUUUUAAGAAAGCAGCACUAUCGUAAAUUUACAUAAUCAAAUUGAUAAUGUGGUGGUGCACAUGUCAUGGAAAGUUUCAUUAGCAUUGUUAUCCAUACAUAACCCCAUACCAGUCAGGUAUUAGUUUAUGGUAUUGGUGAUGCCAGAAUCCCCACUAUCAAAUAAACAUAAUGUUCUCCAGUUUUAUUGUUGACAGCACUCUCAGCACUGUCUGUAACAGGGAUGGGCAAUAUGGGCAAAAAUAUUUAUCACAAUAAGAUUUACCAUUGUGGCAAUAACGAUUAAAGUCCCGAUAAGAAACAUUAUAAUUCCAUCUAUAUUUUUGACUCAUUUUGUCUUGAGAGCACCAGUUGCAGUAGUCAAAUAAGAUAGUCAACCACAAUUUUGAAUGGUAGGUUGUGGAGAAAACUAAUGACAUCAAACAAGUCUCAAAUGUCAAAACAUUAGUUGAAAACUCAGGCAUACCUAAUUGCACUCAUUUAAGCCCCAAUCUUGAAGGAAAUCUCUCAUGUGGAGCCUUGUUCAGUAACAAGCUGCUCAGAAACCUCUUCUUCAUUACCUUCAGCCAUGUUUGUUUGUUACUCUAAUCUGUGUGGGCUAUAGCUGUGAGUCCGUCACCUGUGCCUACGUCAUCAACUUGUAUUUAUUGUAUUUAUCAUGAGAUGGCAAAUAUUUAUCAUGGAGGAUUUUUCUGACGAUAUAUCAUGAACAAUAAUUUAUCGCCCAUCCCUAGUCUGUAGCACAUGUUGAUCUUGCUAAAGUUUUUGGGGUAAUGCUUCAUUAGAAAGCAAUCAUCAGAGGGACUUUACACAAUCAUGUUAGUGCACAAUUGGUGCACUAUACAUGCUUAAAAGAGUAUUAUAAUUCCAGCUGAAAUAUCCAUGAAGUUAGACCAUGUCUUUAUCUGUCAAGUGUCUUAAAUUGGUCUUGAUAUCAGUUUCAAAGACUCCUGUGCCGCUCGGGCUCAGUCUGUGGUUUGUGUGAUGUUAAACAGCCAGAACUUAAAACCUUUCAGUCACACUGUGCUGUCUCCUCAGAGCCCCAUCGUUUACUCACAUGGAAGAUCAUUUGACAGCUUAACUCCAUGAGAGAUGUGCCUGACUGCUUUAAGGUGAAACUCAUAGACUAGUUGUCACUGGGAAUCUUUAUUCAAUACACUGACAAGUUCCCACAGAAAGGAAGAGGCUCAGAUGGAGAGUUUACAUAAUUAGCUCCAAUUUGUGUUCCCAUUUUCCUACCCUUGAGCACCAUCCCUACAGCUGCUCAGUGCGCUCUAAUGCUGCGCCUUGCGUUACAGAAUAUUGUCUCUGACACUUUCCCCUCCCUCUGUUUUCACGGAGAGCUCCAGAUCACCAGGCUGGCCGCGCUUUGCCUCCUCGCCUGCGGGUGAAAUCUGUGCAUAGGAGAGUAAUUUAAAGUUACGAGCUUGCAGGUUGCUGUCAGAGGCGAGGCCGGAGCAGCUGCUCUAUUUAUCAUCAGGGAGGGACUGUUAACAGAUGAUGGCUGUGAAAUGUAAAGGCUGUCGGAGGAGUAGAUCAGGUAGGCAAAGAGACAGUGGGUCACAGAGAAAAGGUCUUGUACUCCAGACAGGAUGACUCAAGCACCACAAAGUGGCCCUUGGUUCUCAGUUCUUUCAGGCAGAACAAACAGUGAGUACCGCUGGGCCACUCAGCUGAUUUUCACAUCUGAGUCCCUGCUGAGAUCAAAAGAAACCAUCUUCUCUUCCUCUCCUGAUAAUUUUUUCACUUUUCAAAGAUCUAUCAGCAUGGGAGGCUCUGCUCGAAAAUCUGUAAAAAUGUAAGGAGGUGGCAUCAUGUGGGAAACCAAAUUCACAUGUCUAAUUUGACGCCAAAGCUUCAGACUUAAUUUCCUGCUCUUGUGUGAAAAUUGCAAUUUGCAGCAGCAUGAGCCCCUGCCCCCUGCUGCUUAAACCUUGUUCAAUAAAAACAGUAGUUUGAAUAAAAGAAACCCUAAUUAGUGCCUGCUGACUGUGCACUUGUGUUGCCGCUUGCUAGCUAGCUAGCAGCGGGGUAAUUAACGCAUGGCCAGACUGGCCUCUCUCCCCCUGCUCCCUCUCUGGGAACGUGCUUAGCUGGAGAUCUGAGAGAUGAUAUGCUCGCAGCCGCCUACAAACUUCACUCAUAUCCUCAUUAACCCUCCCUUGAUGCUUUAAGCUCCACAACUAAUCCAAGUUUCAGGUUAAGGUUGAAAUGCUAAUAAGCUACACUUGCUUACUAGAACACAUAAUCAACAGCUGCCAGAGCCUUUAAACAGAUGUAAACAGCGAGAGGUUGAUGUUUUCCUCUGUCAGAGGCAACUGCUCUAAACAGUAAUUUACCGAUUUCAUUACACGGUUUACAGCAGUUCUGUUGAACUCUUCAUUCUGUGUUUUUUUUCCCCCUGUUUUCUAUCCCAAAAUGCCUGCCUAAGCUUUGUUAACAAUGUAUAAUCCCUUUUCCAAUUUAAUGGAUUGGUCAGUUUCCAGACAUUGACAUUGCUUUCUUUGCUACUUGCCUGAGUCUAACAACUUCAGUAUAAAACUCAUUACACAGGUGCAAGUGGCGAGGAAAUAACAGUGUACACAGUUUAAUGCUCACUGCAGUUUUUCUCACCAUAUUUUUCAAUCUGAAGCAAAGUGACGGCUGUAUUCACCUCUAUUUUUAAGUUGCACACUCUUUAAUUUGCCUGUAAAACAGUCAAAUGCAUAUGCAAAUAGCUGUUUGUUUCUCAUUCAGUUUAGGUGUUAAAUAUAAUGUGAACACCUCAUUAUUUGGAGUGUCAAUGAGUAUGUAUAUUCUGCCAAACAACACCUGGUGUCUGGAUCAUUCUGUGAAAGACAAAUGACUUUGAGUGUUUGUCAUGACCAGCUGAAAACAGGACUUGGUACAGCAUGACUUCUAAACCGAGAGCAGUUACAAAGUUAUCUUUAUAAACCCUUUGAAGCUCUUGGAUCAUUCGGUGUAGUUUGUAUUAAUAACCCUACUUCACUUCUCUGUCAGCUCAGUUUGAGCUCCUCACAUCCCCACACCGCAACUCUGCACCACAAACACAGCAAACCCUUAAAGUUGAUCUUACGAGCCACUGUGGUCUUUAACAUUCCUUCAUGCUGUCCACAUUCCUGGUUUCAUCCUCAAGCUCUUACAGCCAUGAAAUGGUGAAAGAUGUUUUAUUCAUUGCAACAGCUGAUGGAACUCUCUUCCCACCUACUUACCACCCUUUUUUUACAGAUACAGUGACAUGAGGUUUUGACAACAGUUGCAGACCAGGAAGACGGUGCCAGAAUCUAAAAGGCUCUAAAUAUCUUUUGAAUACUGAUAGCAAACAAGUUCAAGUCAUGAAGUUUUACUGCUGAAAAGAGCCUGACAGUUAUGGGACUCUAUGUUAGUAUACAGAUUUAAAGGGGAAAGAUUGAGCAAUAACCAGUUGAGGUUGAAUUAUGCACUAAUUUUUGCACCAGUACAAAUAAGUAAAGAUAUUUAGAAGACCACUCUCAGAUGCGACUUUCUGUUCAGCCGCUACAUAAGCUUCAAACUGGGUGUACAGUAUCUCAAAGUUUGGUGUUGGCAUACAAAUCACAGUGAAUCACUUCAAGCGUUGUUUUUACAGCAUAUAUGAAAAAGAAAUGUGCUAUUAUCAGCGUUGUAGCUGAGUCAACAAACCUUGAGUCUCUAGUUUUGAGUUCUUGGUGUUCAAGCCUGACUCCAGACCAGUGAGGUCCACACUGUUAACAUUAAAUCUUAAAAGGAAUAUUAGAAGUACCCCUGUUUCUAUCUAAACUGUUAACCUAAUGAAUCAGGACUCGCUGUGUGACACCUUUUGGAGGCAUAGAAAAUACAUCGCAAUAAUAUAAGAUUCUGACUGAUCAUGUAUGGUUGCUGUAUCUGGAGAUUCAAAUUAUAAGAGAAGUCUCAGAACUUUACAUCUUAUUUCUCAUCAUAAAUGGACACAAUGCCUCCAUGCAGUUAUAGACUAUAAUAAACUUCAAUAUAAAGAUAUCUGAAACUCACCUGUUUUUUAUCAGAAUUUUAACUGACCAAAUGUCAGACCCAGUGGUUGAGUCACUUUUGUUGCCAACAUCACCAUUAGCUUGUUAAUAGUAACAAAAUUAACAGUCCAAUUGUCCAAGUAGUUUACUUUAAAGAUCUUUCUCAUAUCCAAUAAAUUGCACUGCUCUCAAUUGUAUUUGCUGUUACAUCUUUGAAAACAAGCUGCAUGAUACUUGGCAUCUCCUCAGCUUCCUGGCAGGAACUGUUGCCAAACAAGACAUGCAAACGUUUCAAGACACAUAUCACUUACUCUAAACUGAAUGAAUUAUUAAAGGGUUUUACUUUUAGAACUUCUGCUGCUACUAAUAUGAGUUAUCAGAGUUAUCAGUCAGACUCAGAUUAUGUUAUCAUUGAAGUUUAAACAGUUAAAACCCUGUCAUUUUUUAACCCUGUACAUUUCAGACACAGGCGGUCUUCAGGCAGUCUCAUUGCAGUAUAUUGCAGUGUAUGGCAGCUUAGAUCUGUCUGAAGUGGAUUGAUCCUUAUUAAAUACUGUUGAUAUGCUCAUGCAAAAUAACACAGCAUUAGAUGUUUUCGUUCAGGUACUCAAAACUGUGACCCAUGUAUGAUGAAAUCUGUGCAAGAUGUUGUCCUCUGGAGAACAGAAAUAGUCAUAUCUGGACCAUCUCUGUUCUCCAGAAUGGGCACAGUUUGAUACUCCCAGAUUAUGGAGGUGGAGUAUUUUUUAUUUAAAUAUGACUUAUGAUAUAUUUUAAAUGCCACAUGUCACAUUUCUGACAUCAGCUUAGUGUUUUUAUGUUUCAUUGUCAAAUAGAGAGGAAAUGCCACAGAUAGAACUGCAGCCAAACACUGAUUCUCUAUAUUAAAGAUAUCGCAUGAGGGCAUUUUGGGUAUUUUAUUUUAUGCGAAUGCAACAUUUGGUAAAUCUUCACACUACAGGAAAAUUCUGCUCAGCAUUUGUCCCGAAAGAGAGCAUAUGAAUAAAUCUAAAUAUGUGCUCCACAUAUGGUCCAGAUUCUCGCAAGACUUAAAUAACAUCAUCUCCUGUCCUCUGAAUUUUGGUGCAGUGUUGAUCAAAGAGAAAACAUAGUGGGUUCAUAACUACAGCAAAUUACAUGAUGUUUUGGUAGAUUUCAAUGACAUGAAGCAAUUACAGAUGAUCCAAAAUUAUAUCAAAAAAGGAAAGAAUGAGGCUGUACCCUGGGCAAACAUGACAAUCUGUGUCUGCCUCUAUGCAACCAUUCAAAAGGUCUUAAAGAAUUACCUGUGUGACAGGUGCAGUCCAUCUUUAGCAUUUCUGUCAGGCUUUGUGUAAGUCUCCUUUAUCUGUUUGCUUACUCUGGCAUCUACUCAGCAACAGACAUCAGGCCCCAGUGACGGCGGGUGUCGAGCUCCGGCUCCUUGGCCCGGACCCCUGCAUUAAUGAGGCUGCCAUCAGCAGGCUGAACACUCAGUCAUAGCGGCCCCCUGUGUGCCGCCCCAUACCGGCCCCGCACAUCGCUGCCCAUUGUUUCCUGCUCACAAAUAAAGCGUGAAUUAAUUAGCCAGUUGGCACAACUCUUGGUGCUGCCGUGUCAGCGCUCGCAGUUCAGCUCGGUGCCUCAUCCCUCAGGCCCAGUCUGUCUGCUGUGAGCCUGAGCAUAAUGGCCACGUCCGCAUGAAACCACAGACCCCUGCCAACAAUAGAGACAUUUCAAAUUACUGCUCACUUAACCACAGAGAGAAGCAGCCUGUGCGCUGUAACAACAGCAUCUAUUUUACCUGCACUAAAUGGAGAGAUUAAAUGAAAAAGAAAAUCAAAUCAACCAGCGAUCAGACUUGUGAUCUCUCCUGGAGAUCAGCUCCCAUCAGGUCCACCGGUUCAAGUGUUUCGGUAUAAGUGGGUCCGACUUGCAGGGCUGUGGUAAUGGGAACAGAGAGACGAAAGGAGAAAAAGAAGAGCCUGUCAUCCUCCAAAAUGAUUAUCACUGACUUUUAUUGUGUUAGCGCAGAAAGUGGAAGUGAGCAAACUAUGUUAAAAUGAAACACGCAUUCACAUCUCCCCUCUGGCAGAUUAUCUACAAGACACUGACAUAUUAGCCAACACCUGCAUGAUCCUGCCACACAUUUUAAACAGGCUCAUAAAUGAAACAGCCACACGCACUCACACAUGCACAAACACAUAAUCAUGUUCACGUUGUCAGUUCGGCAUUGUUAAAUUUAGCCACGGUGCUUAGCAGGUGUAACAAAUGUCUGCGAGCUGAGGCCUGGGAGGUGUUCCUGCAGAUCAGAGACGCUGCUGCUGUGUCUGAUUACUUGUCUGCUGUCAUGGAGCUCUGCUCUCUGCGUCUAUCUCUUUCUUUCCUUCCCCCUAAAGGAGCCACAGGGGACCAUCCCUGCCUUGCUCAUUCUUUGUUUAGUUUGUGAUUUAGUGGCAAGAAGCACAGCCCCCCCUUCAGAUGUGUGCUUAUUGUUUGUGCGGUUGAUACGUCAAUUAAGGCCACUAAAAGCUCCUGACCUCAGAGUCACAGACAGAACCAGAAAAUUGGAUUUAAGACUAGAAAUGUGUGGACUGCAAUAAUUCAGCCCAGAAUGAGAUUAGAAAUCUUUCUCGGAGUCCUCAUGAGAUUAAGGCUGUGAGGUUUUUAGGGGGAAAACAGCGAGGUAUGGAAUAUGAGUGGCUGUCUGAAUCAGGUUCCUGUCAACUGCUCAGAUUUCAUCCAAUGUGCUUUUUUGUGCCAUGUAUACCCCUACCAGGUCUGGCUGUUUCAUUUUACCUCUCUCCUUCAUCUUUUUGUCCUCAAACUCUGACUUAUCUUCUCUUUCUUUUUCUUCUGUCUAACCUUUGACCUGUCCUAUCCUGUCCUCCACCUCAGGGGACACCACACAAAGGAUGAGAUCCGCUCCGUUUCCGACCCCUGCAGAAUUGGAUGCAUAUGCUAAGAAGGUUGCCAACAACCCCCUCACCAUCAAGAUCUUCCCCAACAGCGUCAAGGUCCCUCAGAAAAAUCACGUGCGGCGAACCGUCAACGGACUGGAUACAUCAGGCCAGCGCUACAGCCCCUACCCCUCCUCUCAGGCCAGUGCCAAGACAGGCCUCCUCGCCAUUGUCAGGGCCCCCUCAGUCAAAGGAAUCCUCAAAGAUUUUGACGGCAGCCGGGCUCGUCUGCACCCUGAAGUCAUCAUGAAUCCUCCCAACGGACCCUACCAAGUGGCUUCGACUAGCACUUUAAACCACCACCCUGCUCUGCAGAACCUCCCCCGGCUCCAGCAGAACUUACCCCUACAACAACAGGAACCGCCUCAGACUCUGCAGAUGCCCCUCCCUCAGCAGCAGGGUCACACCCAGAGCCUCAGACACCCUCCCCCUAUGGCCCAGCAUCCUCAGGGCCCACCUAGACUCCAGACUGUGUGUCAGCACCCAACCCUUGUUCACCAACAGGGGCCCCCUACCAUCAUGCUUCAGCAGCAGCAGCACCUUCAGCAGCAACAGCCACCCCCGGGCCUGCAGGGGGGCAGGAAGGUGUCAGAUGGCGACGCCCCACCAAAUGUUACCGUCUCUACCUCAACCAUUCCACUCUCCAUGGCCGCGGGGCUGCACCAAGGCCGCCAGCCCGACCUGAGCACCAUUGUGCACCAGAUCAAUCAGUUCUGUCAAGCCCGCGCCCAAUGUGCAGGAGCCACAUCCAUGUGCGAGGGCCAGAUCGCUAACCCAAGCCCCAUUAGCCGCAACCUGCUCAUCAGCGCUUGUUCCAGGGUUUCCAUGCACAACAACCAUGUCACCCCCGGCUACCCCCCACCCAACUGCAUACUUGGCCCCCAAGAGAAAGCCACAGCCCCAGUGGGUGCUCACCCCCCACCCACUGUUGCUGCCAUGAACCACUUGCCUUCAAAUCCCGCUGAUCCCAAGCAGCAGCACCUCCUGCAGCAUCAGCACCAACAACCCAAUCAGCAGCAGCAACAACUACAACAUAACGCACAGCAGCAGAAGAUGCGCUCUUGGAAUCAACAGCAGUUAUCUCAUGUACCCCACAUUCAGAACGGUGGGACGCACCUCUGCAAGCAGCCCUCCAGGGACCCUGCCUUCACUUUUAAGGGCAUGGGCUACCCUGCAGAGGUGUGUGUGGGUCAGCCUUACACACUGAAACCUCCCGUGGAUAGGCCGACCCCCUCUCCCCCCGUCAUCAACAACGGCAUGCCCGGCCCCAUGGCCCACUACACUAAUGGUCACUACUUCCAGCCCCACAUGUGGAACAGCAGCAUCCUCCCCACACCCAACAGUGACAGCUCCGGCUCUCAGGACAUAGCCAUGCCAUUCCACGGUGCGGGCCCCGGGGGCUGCACCACACUGGACUGUGGGCCCCCAGGGGCAUCCCAUUACAGGCUAGGAACGAGCUCCUCCACCUCCACCUCCUCCGCCCAGACUAAUCUGAUGCAAACAGCAGAUUACUUGGGUGGGGACUUCCAGACGCCCUACUUCCGCGAUCAGAAUCUCGGGUUGAUGGGCAAGAUGCACAGGCCUCCUCUGAGCAGGGUAGGCCCGGAGGUCGGGGAUGGCAGGAGCGCUCUCAUCCAGCACCCAGGGUACAGAUAAGCUAUGGCCUUGUCUACAACAGUUAUCAAACCCUUUUGUUAAGUCUUAAGAAAGGAAACACAUGAAUAAACUCCAUUGAUAACUUAAAACAAAUGACUGCUAAUGUUAAAGAGGGUAAUUAAUAUAUUUAAUGAAGACAUACAGUAGGUUUUUUGGUUCUUUGAAAAAAAAAAAUCUUGCAAGUGAUCAAUUGCUACUUCGAUUUUUGUUUAUGAGUGCUUUUACCUGGCACUUAAGGGAACUCAUAUUUGUGUGUAUACACUGUGUUUGUAUCAUUCCCACCUUCUUCCUCUAAUGUGUGCCUGUGUCUAAACUGAUCCUGAGUCAGUUUAUCUUCAGAACUGUCUGUUAAGUUUUCUCCUGCAUGUCAGAGAGAAGAAAAAAGGUUCCCUCCCUGAAAAACCACAAUAUCUACUGUUGUAUGUUUUGGUCUUAAAAAGAUUGACUCUGACUAGUUACUAGUUUUCUUUUAGUGUUAACUCUCACAUUUUAUCAUACCUUAAUGAUUAAACACAAUCAUUUGGAGACAAAGGUGAUGAUGUUGUGCAUACUAUUACUGUUUUAGACUCCAGAGACAUCAGAGUGUAGUUGGAAAAGCUUACAAUGUGCACAUGUACACAGGUUUUAUUCUUUUUAAAUGUAAUUAUUUAUUUGUACUAUAGGACUAUUCAUGGUUGAUUUCUCUGUCAGUUCAAAUGCAUGUAAUCAGGUUGUUUGUACAUAUUCAAGACCCACCAGAGAGCAAGUAUGUUAAAAGAGGCAACGCUCAGUCCUGCUGCAAAUGCUGCAAUGAAUUCAGGUGCUCUAAAAAAGGUAUUUCAAGGUUUUUGCAACAUAAUUGUGAAAUGUGUCAUGCAGAAAAGUCCUGAAAGGUUGAUUCUCAUACCUUCAUAAUGGCCUAAGUCAGGUUAGCAAGGACACUCUGUUUUAAAGAUGUGCCAUUUUGUGUUUCCAUUUCAGAUCGUUUUUGUUACCAUGACAAAUAUAUUACUUGAAUGUUGAGAUUAUUUGUUUCGCAGGUAUUGAAGGGGACGGGUGUAUAAUGAGGAAAAAACUCUGGAGCAGAAGAGAUAAUAGUGUUAUUGAAGUCGUGAAGGAGGAACUAAUGUGAUUCAAGUUUGUGUAGUUGCUACUGAAGUGUGCUUGAAAAGACCAAAUUGAUCACUUGCAAGAUCACCUGGAGGUAAACAAAACUGAACUUUAAGUUUAAAGUGAAACAGCAAAUGCAUUGUUUAUUUUAUUGUACACUGGCUUACCUACUAGACUACUGUAACUUUAAAGUUUAAUGAUUGUGUGUGAAUGUUGCCUGCUGAAGUGGGUAGAUUAAGAAUGAGUGUGUGUGCAAGUGUACAAGUGUGUGUGUAUAAAACACAAUGACGCCCAUGUUUUGUUCACCUAAUUCCCUAACAGCCCUUAAAAAGCCUUAAGUGUUUGGUCCUUGGACUUCCCUUGAAAAUGAGCAUGGUUUUAAUAAAAACCCCAAAUAAUAAGGAGAAAGAAGACGCUAAGGAAACACAGAAACAGCAAUUUCUUUUCUUCUUUUUUUUUUCUGGUCUUUUACUUUAAUGAAGUUUCGUUGAAUAGACAGAGCAAUUCCUUAGAGAUUCUUUAUUCUGGAAAGCAAGAAAAGGAGUAAUAUUUUGUAAUUAUAUAUUUUAGCAACGUGUAGUUACUGAGCUGUAACAUUUUUUUCCAAGUUUCCAAGCUUCGGUUUGCAGUUGUGAUUAUUUAUAAUACUUGAUUUGCUUGUUAUUUAAAUUUUCUUUGUUUCUUGUACUAUUGCUGUGAAAUGGAAGAAGGUCCAUAAGCCUUUCUUUUGUGUCAUUCUGUACGACAGAGAAAGAGGCGAGAGCGUGAGAGUUGUGCUACUCUUUUUGUAAUAUUGUAAUAAUAAAAUAAAGUUCUAAUUUAUGCUUUGAAA
Xyrichtys novacula (pearly razorfish) is the source of this 48214-nucleotide messenger RNA. Lineage: Eukaryota; Metazoa; Chordata; Actinopteri; Labriformes; Labridae. The record is from the annotation of a GenBank genome assembly.